AUGCACCUCACCUCCUUUGGGACCUGCGUUGACAAGGCCGUGGAAGAGCUUUUGGUGGGUCUCCUCAAUGCGAAGAUGUUCGGCAGCGGCACCAGGAAGUGGUUCGUGAAGAAGCAGAGGCAGAGGCCAGGCGGCGGCAGGAGGCCAUGCACCAAGAAGAAGAAGAAAUGGGCGGCAAAGAUCCUCAGACAGCACCGGCAGAAGAUCCUCAGUGAGCUGGACGUCAACACGGUGCUGCCUUACUUGGUGUACGACAAGGUUUUCUCACUUGGGGAGUACAAGGAGAUACUGGGUCACGAGUCCAGGAAGAAACGGACUGAGAUAUUCUUGGACCAUCUGUCCACGAAGGGGCCUUCUGCGUUCGGCUCGUUUUGCUCUGUUUUGGAGGAAGUGUGUCCACACCUGCUCACCUGUUUCCUGCUUGAUGGAGGUACAGACACAAAGGGACACAGCUGAACUAGUUAGUGUUUGUGUUAUACUUUCACUCAUGUUGCUGUUUUUUCUUUCUUAAAAUGGAGGGAAAAUGAACAAUUUUAAGGGGGAAAAACUACUUUGCAGUAAGCCAGUUGCACAGACUAAGAGCUCGCAAAAAUAGCUUCUUAAAUCUGGUUGGCUGAGGGGAUUACUGAGCAGCAAGCGUUCCUAACUAGCCUCUGAUAACAUAUGGCCUCAACGUGGCUGCAGUCUCUUUGCUGCACUAGUCAAUAUGCUUUACAUUUACAUAAAACUGAGCAGUCUUGAGAAUUACACCAGAGCCGGCCCAAGCCUCAAUGGGGCCCUAAGCAAAAUUUGGUUUUAGGGCCCUCUAUUUCUACCAAUAAUAUUGAUUGUUUAUCAUUCACACACCUUCACAAAUCUCUUUGAUUAAUAUUCCAUGUCAUGCAAACAUACCUUUAUCUUGGUAUUCUCUUUCUUUUCUCUGCUCCUGAAGGAUAUGUCCUUUUUUGUGACAUUGUUUUGCCCCAAAACUACCUGUGCUUUGGAUGCUCAGUGCACAUUUAACAGCAGAAGGCACAUAAAGGUAGCAGAGCUCUGACAUAUUGACAGUAAGAAUCAUAGGCCUACAUCAGCUGCAGCACUAAAAUGUUUUUACUUAUUUUAAUUUAUUUUUACAAUAAUAUAUAUUUGAUCAUUUUUUCAUAUUUUGAUUGCUUUUGGGGGCCCCCUACUGACUGCGGAGCCCCAAGAAGGUGCUUAGUUCGCUUAUGCCUUGGGCCGGCUCUGAAUUACACCCAUGUCCAGCUCAGUAUGUACAGUGCCUUGAAAAAGUAGUCAUACCCCUUGAACUUUUUCACAUUUCGUCACUCUGGAUGGAUGGAUGGAGGUAAAUACAGGGCAAUCCUGGAAGAAAAUCUGUUGGAGGCUACAAAAGACUUGAGACUGGGAAAGAGAUUCACCUUCCAGCAAGACAAUGACCCUAAACAUACAGCCAGAGCUACAAUGAAAAGGUUUAGAUCAAACAAUAGUCAUGUGUUAGAAUUGCCAAGUCAAAGUCAAAGACCUAAAUCCCAUUGAGCAUCUGUGGCAUGACUUGAAAAUUGCUUUUCAUAGUUGCUCUCCAUCCAAUCUGGCUGAGCUUGAGCUAUUUUGCAAAGAGGAAUGGACAAAAAUUUCAGUCUCUAGAUGUGCAAAGCUUGUAGAGACAAACCUGAAAAAGACUUGCAGCUGUAUUUGCAGCUAAAGGUGGCUCUACAAAGUAUUGGGUUUUGGUUGUAGAGUGACAAAAUGGGAAAAAGUUCAAGGGGUAUGAAUACUUUUUCAAUGCACUGUAUAUCUCAGACAGAAGUGUAGCCUAAACUAACAGCUGUAAGGAGCCUAAUAGAUGAAUCUAUUCCUACAGAUGAUGCCUCACGACAUGGCUGCAAAGGAGGUCCCCCUGCGCCUCCAAACAGUCCAAGAGAGCAGCCUCUGUGCCCCCUUCCCAUGUACACCGACCCUGUGUUUGACACCAGGUGAGAGCCACCUCACAAAUCAAGGACGUUACGUAACAUCUCGAGUGCUUUAAUUUCUGAUGGAUUACUUACCGCUCUAUUAAGUUGUUUCCAAAACACAUUAGAUAGACUAAAUCUCUGUGAUGAGGUUAAGUCUGAGCCUUCUUGGCAUCUAAAAAGAGGAGACACUGGAGAGCUUAAAUGUACUUUCAUUUACAUCCCUAAACUCAUCUUGGUCCUUUUAAAAAGUCCUGACACAUGUUUUUGAUGCAUGGAUCACAGCUUUAAAAAGAGGUUGCAAAUUAUUCCCCUGACGCUCGCUCCGAGGCAAAUUGUCGCCUCUUAUAUCAUUAGCUCCUGCCACUUUCAAGGAAUAUUGCAACAGCAUCUGAUGAAUCUGCAAUAAUUAAUCUGCAAAUAGCCAUCUGUCUUUCUCUAGUUUGCUAUUUUCUGAUUGAUUCGAGUAUGUUUGAUACACAAAGAUAGGCAAGAAAUGAAUGAGAUGAAUUCAGAUAAUUUGAUGCAUGGGAUACUAAGUGACCUGAUAUUUUGACACAAUGGCUUGAGUUUGUUGACAGUAGACAAUAGAGGACUGUUGUGGCCUGUUGUUCUUUUAAAACAAACAAAUGUUGUUCAUUUGUAUGAGGCUGCAUGUCUGAAUGGUGGAUGCUAAUGUGUUUGUUGGAUCUUGUAUCUCUACCUGAUAUCUGCACUGUGGUGUGUGUGUGUGUGUGGACUCUGCUGCUGUUGGUGACGUACUGGUGUCUUUUUAGUCUCAUAUUUGCAUAAUGUAGCUGUCACUGCGUUCAUUUUUGCCCAUUUUACAAAAUGUCCUUGUUUGAAAAUCAGUUGGUAUUAUGUGUUGUAGAAAGACAGAGAUUCCAGUAAAGGGCUGUGAAUAAACAUUUCUGUUUAGUUGCUUUUACACUGAAACACACAACACUAACAUUAAACUGAACUUUUAAAUUGGCGGUAGAGUUAAAAGAUGAUUUUGCUUUCAGCUGAAGGUGAAGUUACGGAGGACUUCUGCGUAACCCACUGCGUAUUUAGGUUGACUAAUUCAGCUCUCUUGUAAAUAUGACACAUGCACAUAUCUUGUUUUAAUUCAGUUUCUUUAAAUUUUUCUCUUUUUUUAUCUAUUCAAUGCUGCUGUAAUUUUGGAAUUUCUCCCUGUGGGACUAUUAAAGGAACAUCUUAUUUUAUCUUCCUCUUCAUGGAGCUUUACAGUUGAUGCUCAUAAAUGAGACAAAAAACGAGACAUACAUGAGAUCAGCAACUUAGAAAUGCACUCACCUGCUUAGACAUGACUGAAAAUAUCUUUUCUCUCAGCCUAUCAAUGAGCAUGGUAAAGGAAAAUAAUGUUUUUGCCACAGUGUUGACAGGCAGAGGUAAAGUACAUCCUUCCACUCGACUGAUUUGAUGUAACGAGUGUGAGUAGGUUAACCAUGGCAUCCCUUUUGCUGCUGAGAAUAAAUCACCAUUGUUAUGAGGUUUUGAUCAAUGAGAAUUGAGUACUUAACAGGAAGGGAACCUCUAAAGAGGGUGACGUAUUUUAAAUAAUCAACAAUAAAGGUAAAAUAUCAUUUUCUAAUGUACAUUUGAACAGUAAAAGGCAGAACAGUAAAAUAAAGUGUAGAAAAAAUGUCCUUAAAAGGCAGAACAGUAAAAUAAAGUGUAGAAAAAGUGUACUUACAAGGCAGAACAGUAAAAAAAAAAACCAGUUCUUCUGCCUUUUAGUGACACUUCUCCAUAGUUUUUUUUUUAAUCUCUCCAUCUGGCAUUUCAUGAACUUGGCAGAAAAUGCCCACAAGUAAAAGCUAUAACAGCACUGUAAUGUAUAAAUGGUUAAACUAAACUACUUACAUAAAGGAGACUUAAAAAAAAGAGCGGUAUAAAAUGACAUCUGCUGAGCUAUUCUUUUAUAUUUAGAGAAGGAUGAACGAAGCACAGCAGAGCGAGGGAGCUUUUGUCAGCGCAUGUCAGGCCUGUGAAUGCAUCAUGACUGACUGACAGAGACUCUCUGGAUAUAUGUGCAUGUGGACUCCUUGGAGAGUUUCUCCAGCUCAGCUAACACAACAACAGGACAGUGUGUGUGUGUACAUAUCUGUGUGUGUAUUAUUUAUAAUGUGUGUUUGUAUGUAUGAGCAGUAUAGUGCGUGUGUUUGCCGGGGAGGUUACUUGGAUGUGAUGCCCGAAGUGACGAGACAGACAAGCUGACAUGCUCCCCAGACCGUUAAGGAGGCCUCUUUAAUGUAUGACAGCUAAGUCAGCGUGGAGACAGCUACCCCGGUGGUGUGGCCCUGGGCAUUGACACACACAUAAACACAUAUAAACACACACACACACAUACACAUGCACAAGGGCUGACAGAAACAGACCAACACAUAAUACAGCACACACAGGCAGAAUGGACAAAGAGCUACUCGAGGAGAUGCAGCACGAUAACAGAGAAAUGUAAGUCCGCCUGAAAUUUCAUUCAGGUUCUCAAAUAUAAUGAUAUAUAUUUAUAAUGAUGCAGUGUGCCUGAUGUCUCACAUAUCAGUUGUAUGUUUGUAAUGUUGUUUUAUUCCUGAUUUUUACCUGUUUAUGUCAGGAUAAGUGAGUGAGUGCCUGGCAAAGUUGACUGGAUGUGUUUCUAGAUAAAAAAUGGCGUAAUCUUUUGUUUAUUCACUCUCAGGAGAAGUAGGACAGAAACCGCCCCAAGUCCUGAAUUCUUGGCUUCAGAAUCUGUCCCUGUGUGACAGAGUGAAGCGCGUCUGCUUGUUAAAAAUGUGGAAACAACCUGAGAAUACCUUCCUCGCUCCCUUCACGGUGUCCCAAGUGUGUGUGUGUGUUUUUUAACCUUUUUCGUCUGCACAUUUUCUCUGAUCCACAGCAGAGGAGCAGAUUGAUUGUCAGCCAUGCAGUUCGAGGAGACACUGUGUUUAUUAGUUUUGCUUUUUCGCGUCCGCCUCUGGUCGGCAUCCUGCUGACUGAGAGCAAACAUGCUGUGUUUAAUCACAUCCCAGGGCUUCUGUCUUAAAGGGCACAAAGAACUCAUGUAUCACAGAGCGAGCGGCGCAAAACUGAUGUGAACGUGAAUCUAUUUUGAGGGCCGCUGGCUGCCAUGCUGUUUUCACGGGAGUGUUUUAUUUUUAACAUCUUGUAAAACUUCUUAAGUAGUUGUUUCUGCUGAUUUAUGCACCUUGAGAGCAUGUUGAUGCAGGAUUUAUGAUUUAAUAACUGCCUUUUUUAUGGAUUUUUCCUUCUUUCCAACAGAGGAUAGGUAUAAGAUGAUGCCGUGGGUUUGGAUCUGUGGCCUUAUAUGCAUGCAUGUGGCUACAGCGAUGAUGUAAGUCACAGUGCCUUCAUCCAUAAGUGGAGAAAAUGAGAUGCUGGCAGGUUGAGAAGGGGGAGGAGGAGGAGGAGGAGUAGAGGGGAGAUUAGCUGGAGCUGCGAGGUUAUGCUUCUCCGUGCUGAUGACUCACCUCGCAGCACAUAGAGAGAAAGCACUGCGACAGCGCUGAGGUGUGACUCCGUGUGUGCGAGCGAGCGUGCGUGUUUCAUUACUCUUGUUCUUCUUGGUGCAGUGCAUUCAUGUGAAGAGGACUUUCUCUGUGAACUUCUCCUCCUUGUUUGGAGCAAAAGUAAUAAAUCACAAUGUUACACCGGUAGUGCUUCUCAGGGCGUCCGUCCAGGUUUGCCUCCUUUGGGAGCAGCCUCUGAGUCCUACAAACCAGCUUUGAUAUUUUUUCUGUACAGUAUACAGUGGACAAGAGAGUGUAAGGACACAAGAAAGAAGGGCAACCCGCGUCUGUCCUAUUUACUUGCUGGGUUAAAAAAAAAGAAAGAAAGGAAGAAAGUGCUUUAAUGUGUUAUUGCCGUGUUUGUGAGUCUCUUCUGUGAGGUGUGCAAUAGAAGAUGUCAGCAGUGGGUCCUCAUGUGAGAAGGGUAAUGAUGGGGCAGGCUGCUCUGAGGCAUCAGUGUGGAGAUGCAGAGUGGGGAAUGCCAAUGUGCAAUCAAAGUGCUGCAGUGGAGUGUGCAUGGGUAUGCAGUGGGCUUUAGACUGCAGCAGCACAUCCACUGACCCACUGCUGUGUCAAUGCUUCCCCACUGACACACUGCUACUGGUUCCCAUGCAUGCUUUAUAAUCUGUGUGUGUGUGUGUGUGUGUGUGUGUGUGUGUGUGUGUGUGUGUGUGUCCGUGUUUCCCCAUCCUGUGAUGACUGCUGUGUCUUACAUGCCUGAUAAUGGUGACGUGUGGUGUCUGAUUAAUCAUGAGAGCCCGGUGAGUGGCGCUCUCGUCAAUGGGAGGUGACAGGGUGCGUUGCUGGUGGGUUUGUUGGAGCGCGGCUCUGCGGUGAUGAUUCCAUUAGUGCUGUAUUAGAUAUGUGUUGACUGGAUUUAAGAGGACACCAACAGGAAGCAGCAACAUUACUGACAACGUGCAGCCAAGACCACAUGUAGAUGCUGUGUAUGUGAGUAAAGUGAAUCUAAAACACAUCUAUGAUUAACUUAAUUGUCUUUUUUAGAUUGGUUUUGAGACAUGCUAAAGGCAUGGUUGACGAUCUAAUCUUCAGUUGAAAAAAUCUGAGCCGUUGAGGCAGAUUUGAAAAAAGCGUCCCCCCCACCCCCCACACAAACCUCUCCCCUCUGUGCUCCACGAUAACUCCCCCUCAAACCGGUAUCGCCCUCCCCACGACACAUCCCCCUCUGACAGAGCAAGAAGUCGGCCGGCAGAAGAUCCUACACUAGCUUCAAAUAGGGAAGAGUGGGAAGGGAUGAGUCAAAAACACGGGAGAGGGGUGUGUCGAAUACAGCGAGGUGAUUGGAUGGAGAGGCAGAGCAGGACCAAUAGAAGCUGUACGGGACGGAUGGCUCCCAUUGGUCAAUGUAUUUUCAGCUCUGCAGCUGCAAGGGUGAACAGAUUUUUUUCCUUUCUUUUUUCACUUCAUUUUGUGAAGAUCGCACUAUAGGACCAUGAUCGCCAAAUAAACGAGGUUCAUAGUAAUUACCAAUCUCUCCAAUCGUCAACCGUGCCUUUAAAUUUAGAUUCGAUCUCUGAUAACACUUAUUUUAAAGAUCCGUCAAGUCUGGGAAUGUCGCAGAUUUGUCAUGAAUGUCUACUUGAACUGAUAAGAAUAAGUAGUUGAAAGUUGAAAGGUCAAAGGUCAUUGAUCUCUAGACACAUCUGCCAAAUAUAAUAUCCCACAAAUGUUUGUAACAUCUGAAAUAAUGAUGAUUUGGCUCAGAGGUUAAAGAUAAAUUCUUAGAGGGCAUAAUAAAGUCCUGGAUAAGGAUUCAUGAUGUGGACUUUUUUGAUGAAACUGUUGACCAAUAGAAACCUGCUCCUGACGGAUGAUUCAAACAAGAUUACUGAUUUAUUUUUCACAUUUUUAUCACUGGAUUUGAUUUUGGGUGGCAGCAACUCAGUCAGUAGGCGCUUGGCUUGGCAACCUAAGAGCCACUGGCAGGAGUCAUGGUGUGGACCAAAGUCUGGGAAUUGGGCUGGUAUCUGGAGAGACGCCAGCUCACUUUCUAGGCACUUGUGCUCUUGACCAAGGCUCUUAACCUCUGACUGCUGGGGCGCCUGUGUGCAGUUCACUCAUUGUCAUGCCCUAAAGAUCCUGUUGGUGCAUGUAUAUGCAUUUCUGUGUAUGUGCUGCAAGUGUGCCCUCUGACCUCUUAAACGUGUAGUUUGGCUGUGGUUUGGUGAACAUCAGCCAAAAACAAACUCUCUACGUCAGUAGAGUUCAGUAUGAUUGUUUUCUGCUGUGAACCAAAUGCUGUGGUAAUGUUAAAUUCAUGUUAAGGUUGUCAUCCAGCCUCUAAGCCGUCAGACCGAGAAUACUUUUAAGAUUUACGUCACAAGUCCAUUUAUCUGAUGUAAUACUUUUGUCACAUUGAUUUAGAUCAGAUAGCAGGUACAGGACAGUCGGUUCCCUCCUGUUCUCAGGUGUUAACUUAUUCAGUUAACACUCUUGGUCUUGGAGAGAAAAUGACUUUAUGUAUUCAGACAGACCAUUGUUAUCAGCUGCUGUUGUUGAAAGCAAACCAAAAACAACUUGGUGACUUUACUUAAGCCCUGCCCACCAAAUAACACCACUGUUUACUAAAACUAAGGGUCUAUACUUCUGAGAGAUCAUAUCAUAUAUUGCAAGUAGGGAUAGGUGAAAUCCUUGCUCUUCUGCUUUUGAAAAAGGUGGGUCAUCUAAUGUAGUAAAUUUGAUGAUUUUGUCAGAAUUGACUACUUUAGCUUUUGGUUUGUCUCUGGAAAGUUUACUGCAACUCUCUGAAACUUGUUUGGAGAAGAUAUUACCGGUAAACACUGUCAUGCUUUUAUUGUGACAUUAUUUGUCAUGUGGUGUAACCUGUCAAGUAUUUUCAGGUAAUAAAGAAGUAUUUGAACCACUUCAUUGACCUCAGAGAAACCUUCAAAAAUGUGGUGAAUGUAAACUUCAGCUUUGAAAGUUGGGGGAGGUUAUGAAUAUUUCCAUCCAUCCAUCCAUCCAUCCAUCCAUCCAUCCAUCCAUCCAUCCAUCUAUUUUCUGCUGCUUAUCCCAUUGAGGUUCACGAGGGGGGGAACUGUAUAUAUAUAUAUACUUCACUGUGGUCCUGCUGUAAAAAAAGAAAAAGUGACAUUUGAGAGUGAUCUAACAGAGAACUUUAAACCAAAUCUGCUGCACAGCCAUCAAAUUAACUGCAGUUCACUCCCUCCACUUCAUUCAUCACAUAGUUUCCUGUAGCAGCAGGUGAUUUUAAAUGAAAAGCUAUAAAAUCUACAAUCCACUGACAGUCAGUAUUUUUCUUCAGUAACUGCUGAAUUACACGCCUUUUUCCCCUCAAUUUAGAAUAUGAGCUUUAGGCUUAGAAAUGAUCAUAAAUUAGAUUUUUCAUAACUGCAUUUUAUUACUUAACGUUGUGGAACAUUCAAUUCACAAUUCCUCUUUAACAGCCGAAGCUCUUAAUGAUUUUUGAAUAUAUAUAUAUAUAAAACUCAUGUUCUGUUUCAAACCCUGUUUCACUGCUCCUUUGUGGUGUCUUUUAUGAAAAAUACUCUAUUCAUAAUUUCAGUUGUUAAAUACAGUUAGAAGCCAUUUUCACCAGCAGGUACUGCAUAAAAGAAUAUUUGGACAUAUGAGCACUCGAUGAAUUUAGGUCCCUUAAUGCCCUGAAGGCUUUUAUGCUUCCAGUCACCCAGAAGUAACUAGCUGGCAACCACAAAAAGAGCUGUUUCACUUUUUCAAAAGGCCUGAUGUUCAUUCUCCGCCUCAAUGUCGGCUUUGAUGCAAUUGUUCUGGCUUAUAAUAAAAUACACGCAGUUACAUAAACCUGGCUUUCCAUUUUAAAAUAUGUAGCAGACAUUAUCAAUUUUUCAACUCUUAUUUAAUCAGAUGUUUUAUUGAGCGUAGCCACACACUUCAGAGGAUUCCAAGAUGCAGCUUUAUAUGAUUACCCAACACUUUGAGGAGAGCGCUUUAUACCGUCAGCACGGUAGACGAGCACACUGUAUAGCACACACACACACACACACACACACACACAAUGCAGGGGACACUUUCAUCCACAGAACACCACGGAGCCAUGGGUUCAUACAUUUUUAGCAACAUCAGCCACAGAGGAGUUGCUCCCCUGACGCUGACACUGUCAGAGCCCUGCUGUUCGUGUUUAUCCGUCCGGUGGAAAUCUUCAGUAGGACACAACUUGUGCUUAAUUUAAGUCUGAUUUUUAAUUAACAAACUAAAUAAUCCUUUUAUCACAUGACCGCUAAUAAAGCAUCGUCUUGCUCACAGAAGACACAUCUAAAACCUUCAGUUACAGUUAAGUCUGUGGCCUCCUCAGACCUCCUGUGCUGUUUAUACUCUGUGUUUAAGUCUGUCUGGUCUGAUGAGAGUGAGGAGUGCACUGCUCCUCUCAGGUGAGAAGUCGUCUCUCUGCUUUAAGACUUCAAAGUCUAGACUAAUCGACUUACUCUGAAGCUUAGAACGGCACCAGUGUGUCAGUCUAUUGACUGAAAAACAACCCACGCCGGCCCCUGUCUGCUGCUGAUGAUGACGGUGGCUGUGGGAACAGUUCACUGACACAGAGCGGCUGUUCGCUGAACCUCUGUGAACGUGAAAAUACACAGAGUCUGCAGCAGAACUGAGAGCAUGUUCUUGUUCGUAAAAAUAAUAAGUAAAGUUUUAAUGACUGCCUGAUGAAUAAAAUAAAAGAGAAAAAAAAUCUAAUAAUGACCUGAAGACACUAUUUUAUGUUUUUCUGAUCAAUGUUUAACCAAAUAAAACUAUUUAUUCACAUUUAAUCAUCAUUUUCAAAUAUAAAACAAGAUCUCUGAGAAGUGUAAAAUACUGCACGUGAGAAAAGAAAGCAACAAAAUAAGAUAUUGUUAUUACCAGGAGGGGAGGUUAAACACCAUAUUCAAUGUUGGCAAAUAUCUGCGUCAAUAAUAAAUCAAUUUAAACAUCUUCAAUUGAAUUUAAAUGAGGUGUCUCCAGUGAGAGAAGCAAAGAAAUUCAAUGAGUAAAGAAGGUUUGUUUAAGUUCGUGUGAGGAUUUUUCAACAUGUUAUGAAACAGAUUGAAGUACUGAUGUAUCUUUACAAUAUACAUAAGGGAGUGAAACCAUCAGUAAACAAGAAUUUAUGUUUUGUGUACAGUUGUUUUUCAUCCUUGAAACAGCUGCGAGAGGGUAGGAGUCAGAGUGAUUACUUAUUCCCUGCCAGAGGAGCUGGUCUUCAAAGUUUUGCAGAAAAUAUCUAUAUCUAUCUAUGUUUGUUUUUGUCUGUAAACACUUCUUACAUUAGUAUAGGAAAAAAAUCAACUCAAGAUUAACAUUGUCUAUAGGUGGCGCCAAUAUUGACACAAACCAAGUAUUCUUCACAGGAGCUUGUCCAUGGGUCAAACCAAUAAAACGAUCAUUUAGGUGCUUUUUGCCUUCACUGAUAGGACAACCUGAGAGACAGGAUAUGCACAAGAGAGAGGAGGAAUUAAAUAAAUCAAAUCAUGCAUCUAAAUUUAGCAGACAUUAAACAUUUUCAGCUUCCCAUUGUGCUUGAAUGUGUUUUAAAUACUGUAUUUUUCGCACUAUAAGGCGCACUUAAAAUCCUUUUGGCUUGUUGGAGCACUGCAGCUACCGUAGCCUUGCGGAGUUAUUGUAUGAGUUAAACAAAGUUUGACUUAUCGGACUGUUUUGUUUGGCUUAAUGCGCUUUAUAAUCCGGUGCACUUUAUAAUCCCGUGCGCCUUAUGUAUGAAAAUAGACGCGUUCAUUGAUGGUGCACCUUAUAAUCAGGUGCGCCUUAUAGUGCAAAAAAUACAGUAAGUGAUUGUAGAAUUUUAUAAGACAUCAGUAUUUAAUAAUCUUAGUGUUUUAGAUAUUUGGGAAUGCAAAACAAUAGUAAAGACUGGAAGUCAACGUACCAUGUGUUACAAUUUUAUGUAACUUUAACCAAACUUCUCCAUGGUUGCUCAAAAUGUUAUAUUCAGCAUUCAAGCAAAUGAGCCCUGUAGAUAGUAUAGUUAUAUCUCUGCUUUGUGUUUGUUACAACACUCUGAGGAUUUAUGAGUUAACCAUCUGACAUUCAUUUUCAGAGCUGGAUAAAGACAAACGAAAUGCUCGUUCAGUCCUACCUGAGAGCAGUUGUUCUCACUCAGACAUUAAGUAAUAAGAACCGCAGACAUCGAAGAUAUUUGGCUGCUCCGCUUGUUUGCAACAGAGCUAACUACGUCAGACUUGUACAGUUAAGAGCAGCACAAAGGCUUUACAGAACAAUAAUCUGGUAAUGCUGUUAUUCACUUUCACUUUCCAUCAACACUGUCUGGAGAUGACGGAGCAGACAGGCUCUGCGCCAUAUGAGCUUGAAAUCUCAUUAUUGGUCUUUGGAAUAACAGAAGAUGCAAUUGAAGCUCCUUAACCACACAAGUCAAGCUUUUAGUUUUGCCUUUUGGCCGUUGUGAGCAGAUGGAGGUCACUCCUUAGACACAUGGAAUACCUUGUGUUUAUAUUUACAUCACCUACUGGUGAUAACUACAAUAUGUGUCAGAGAACUUCUGAAGAAAUCUAGUUUAAGGAGUUUGUGCAGUGCUCAAACUCAAAUCAGCUGAAAUGCAAAAUUUGUGUAUCAAAUUUGACAAACUUCAGUUGAAACAGACUUGAAAUACACAGGAAAGCACCAGGAGCAUGUAAUAAACUUGAUAAGAGGAUAGAGUUUCCCAUGCAUAUGCAAAAAUUAGACAUAUGUGUAAACAUGCCACACCAGCUGGAGGCGACAAAAGUCCAUACUGAUGAUCGUGGUGGGGGGUGAAACAGUGUAGCUUGACUUUGUGUGAAAAAAGAUUAAGAUUGUUUUCAGGGAGUAUUUUUAUAUAAACCGUGCCCUUUCCCUUGACUUAGAGACGCUCUUUUAGCGCCUAAAAACUUCCCCCGUCGUGUAGAAUUCCAUUGUUAAAGUGUAACUGCUAUUUCUCCCUAUCACGCCAAAAACACUUUUUGACUCACCCAGAAAUGAAAAUUUGGCCUCAUGGCUAAGCGCCCUGGUUGAUUCAGAGGGAUGUAGCUCUAGAGGCUUGUACACAAAAGCCUGCUGAAGUGACAAUAAAUGCUGGCAGGCCACCAUCGCAAAUAUGGGAAACAAUGAUUAUGUACACUUUCUGUACCAUCUAAAAUAUUCUCCAUGCAAAGCUUAACAUAUGCCGAGUCCUGCUGGAACUUGAUCCAGUUUUAAUCCAAUGAAUUUACAUCCUUUCUGUUAUACUCACCACUUAGAUUAUUUGCGUCUUUCUUGUUUUCCUACUCUUUGCAUCUUUCAAUCUCAUUUCUUUAAGAGGAAGAGAGUGAGAGUCAGAUGUUGGACCAUGUACCAUGACAUAAAUUACUGUCUGAGUCGAUUUAGCUCAACAAGAGGAAAGAAAGCUAAAUUUCAAAAGGAUUGGUUUAACCAUUGAUUUAUUUUACUGUUGUUCACUGUGGUGCUGCUGUGUAUGGUGCUGGGUGAUGAUGUUGAUUAAUGCAUCAGACCAAUCAAGUGUUAUGUGCACUUGCUUUAAAGGGAUAUUCCAGUGUAUAAUUGAUUUAGGGUCAAACACAUCGUAACACCGAGUUAGACAACCCCUUCAGAUAUGAAUGUUGCCAACCGCUUGCUUCUCUAGUUAUACCAACUUUAGUAACGACCGCAGGAUAGCAAUACACAAUAGUCUGAGGAGCCAUAAACAAACCUCAACAAAAACUCCACUCUAUAGCCACGAAUAAUGCUCAGAACAGCACCUAACUUCAUCAACAGUACAUAUAGGGUCCCAGCCACAGCACUAGCCACCGAACAUCUUGUUAACUUUGCCUAAUUUCUUCAGCAAAGAGACUAAAUACAACUCACCUACUCUCUUCCAGCAGCCGCUUGUUUGUAGCGAGACCUCGGGCCAGUCCAUUAUGGACUGCUGCGGGGUGACGCAGCUCAAGGAAGAAUAUUUAUGAUCAUUUCUUCAUGGAAAUGCAAUCAGACCGAGAGUCGGGGGCCAGUACCAGAUAAGCACAUGAAACUAUAAUCCAUAAACGUAAGGUAAAAACCGAGACCUAAUGGUGCUGUGACAGCAACGCUGAGAUUGAGUUUGAGACAGUGAAAAUACAUAUAGUAUGUUGUAUCUGAACAGGUUAGCUUACGAGCUAAAGUUACUUAGCACAGAUGAAACUUAAAACAGAGAUGUUUAACAAACUGUUAAAGCACACAAACAAUCGUCAUAUGAGAAAUCCGACGCUAUGACUCUCCACAAGUCGUCCUUCAGGUCGUUAUCUUUGUAAUGUUUGUCUUUUUUAUCAAAAAGCACUCUGUUCUUCGACACGUAAACAAUCAGCUGGUCGGCCAUGUUGGAUAUACCGGUGAAUCUGACGUCGCAACAAGAUGCAAUCUGAUUGGUCAGAAGUGGACACACAGUAUGCGAAACUUUGGAAAAAUCGAUCGUGAUGCCAAAAAAAAAAGCUGCAAUAUCACAGGACGGGAAAAAAUGGCGCUGAUGUGAACGCUUGUAGUGACAGGAUACGAGUUCGAAAAAAAAUAUUGACGUCCGAAAUAAUCGCACCAUAAAAACGCUCCCGGUGUGAAAGGACCUUAAGGGCGUACGAAGAUUGCAUAGCUCACGUGGGGAUACGCUAUUUGAGCCGAGUGUCACCACAGCGACUCUCCCACUGAAUGUGUACAACACUACUGCGCAAUGUUGGUUUCAGGAAAUGGAGAAAAAUUGCGGAAAUACCGAUGGCUGUUUGGCUUCAAAUCCGUAUACUGGCGGAAGGCGGAACCAAGUUGUCCACACAGUCUAUGACUGAACCCUUACCUUUUGAAACAGUGCCAAUUGUUUUCCAGGACCCUUGGGAAUAACAAAUUACGCACUACUUCUUUAUGUUCUGCAUGGAAGAAGUCCAUAUUUGGAACAGGAAGAGAACAUAAAUACCCCCCUUUAAGAGGAGUCGGGGUCUUAGUUGCGCCCCUGCUCAUUACCUUUUUCCAGGAAGCGUUGCGUAACACUCAGACUUCGACUUUGUAAAUAAGCAGACGUUAACAAGUAGGAUUACAGGCAAACUGUGGACUUCCCGAAACAGAUGCUACAACUGAGCACCUCCAAAUGAAUCAGUCCCUCGCCUGCCUCCUCCUCCUCCUUUUUCCUCCUCUCCUCUCCCUCCUCCCCUCCUGCACAGUCGCUCCCCUCUGACUACACUGUACACACACUCUCUCCCCUACCUCACACACACGGACGCCUGGACUCUGCAGCGUUUUUAAAGAGAGUGUUUCCAGCCCCGGAGAGAAGGGAGGAGGAGGCAGGAGGAAGGAGAUCAUGCCCAAAUCCUGACCGUAUUCCAAAAAAAAAAUUAAAGACACAAAUUGUCACAGAAAAAAGGCUACAAAUCGGAUGGAUCCGAGGUGCUGUCGCGCGCGCUAAAACACGGUCAGAGUGUCAUUGCAGACAUGGGUCGCAGCGGUACGGCACCUUUCGCUCAGCAGCUCCUUGGGGAGUGUUUUCACUGUCAGUCCUUCAGCGCUGGAAAUGGCGUUGUGAUGCUGAGCAUGGAAGACGCAGCGGAGGCGGAUGCCAGGGAAUAAAGAAAUAUAUGGUCACCUGUGCUUUUCUUUGGGUUGGAUUUUUAGUAGCGGUGGACAGUACCAUGGUGAAUUAUCAGAAAUACAUAACUGUAAUGCAGCUGGCUCUGGGGGUGACCGCCUCCAACAAAGAACAUUGUCUUCCACCCAGGAAGCGUAUGUGGUGAGUAUGAAUCUUGGUGCGGAUGAUGAUGAUGAUGGUGAUGGUGAUGAUGAUGAUGAUGAUGCAGGUUGGGGAGGAAAAAAUGAAAGAAGGGGAGCCGAGCUUGUUUCCUCCCACAUCUCGUCAAAAAUGAUACUACGGUGCGCGCGCUUACUCUCCUAGAAAAUGACAUUAUAUUCAUUUGAAGCCACUGCAGCCAGUCUGCACCAUGUUGGAAUCAUCUCAAACCUCCUGUGGUCGACACACACAUGCACGCGCACGCACACACACACACACAUACACAGGAUGUAAGGCAACAACUCUGCAUGCGCGUGUGAAGUCCAGUGGCUCGAGCUAAAGCUGUGUCCUUCCUCUUCCUCACUUUGUAAAGUUGAAUGCGUAGGGAUGAUGUCAUGGCACCAUCUCUGUUUCUUCGCCUCCAACUUCAUGUGCUUUCAGUGUAACAUACAGGGCCUCCACUGCACUGCUGGAGGAGUCACCAUCGAGCUAACCAUGUGGAAAACCAUCACCCUUCCUCCUCCUUCUCCUUCUUCUCCUCUUCCUUUGUGUUGUUGCUAAUAAAUAAAAUGCAAAAGCAUGAAACACGAUCCUCUCCUCUCCUUUUCCUUCUGUACACCUUUCAUUAAACAUUUCUGCCAUUACUCUCCUCUCAGCAUGUGUGUUUGUGCCUCGUCUCUCCAGUGUCCUCAUUACUCUGUGUGCCUGAAUGCUACUUAGUAUAAUGCAGUGACCACAUCUCUCACUCUCUCUCCCCCUCCUCCUGUGGCCUUGUUCAUUUGUUUACUUUAAGACUUUUCAUUCCUUUCUUUCUCCUCCUCAGCUGUAGGCAGAUUGCUGCCCGAGCUGCAACGUGUGUGACAUAGUAUCCCUAAUUACGACUGGAUUACCAUCUUGUUUGAAAGCAAAGCUGGUUAAUUAGGAGUCAAUGGGCUCAAUGGCACCCUGAUAGGGAAAAGUGUUUCCUCAACUCCAAACGUAUCGCACAGUGUGGAUCAUUUACCCCCAUAAUGCAGUCACACUGGCAUGGCUCCAGCUGUGUGAGAGGCUUAAACUGUUAUCAUCACCUCUCUAAAACCAAACUGAACCAUUUCCUGAUCCUUUUUCAGCCCCUGAAAACACUGAUUCUGAAAAUCUCUAAAGCGUCAUGUUGUCUGGAAAAAGAUUACUACGAUCAGAGGAGAUUUACAGACGCUCACACAGACACAACUUGAAUUUCAUAAUAUGAGAAACUUCCCUCCAGGUUUUCACUUUUCCUGUUAUUUAUUUGUUUUUUAAUAGUAAUCGUGGCUAGUUUUGUCUAAUAUACAAGAACAAGACAUGCACUACUCAUAUCACCGUAGUCAAAGUGCUGCUGUGACCUCAGAUGGGGUCACAGUCUUAUCACAUGCAGCUUUUCCUAUCUGUGUCUCUUUAGCUAAUCAUAUUCCUGAGUCAUCCUCUUAUUAGCCUAAUUGACCCCCCAGGAGGAGAUACAGGGUUACACUUUGACUAAGGACUCCCUUCAUCAUGUUUCCACGCUUGUUGUUGUUUUGAUAUUUAUAUCUCCAUAUUCAUGUAAAUUUUGGGAAAGAGCUACUUGCCUUAACUAGAGCAGUGCAUGGAUACAAAAAAAGGCUAAAGUAGUUAUGUAACUGAGAAAGCUCUGACCACGUUGGACUGAGUCUUUGAACCAGCUGGAGUGAAGAGCAGUCGCCCAAUUUAUGGUGACAUAAAGUGGAAAUAUCAACUCUUAUUCAUCAGGAGCACUCUCUAUUCAUGUGUAGUAUUUUAGUCUUUAAUUUUUAUGUGUCAUUUAGAAGACAUUACAGUGAUUUUUUUAUGAUUCGUUCCAUUAACUGCACGUUUUUUAUCACAACUAAUUAAUUGUGCAAAUGCUUGUAAAAUCUGGACAUUUUAAAGAAUUUUGCAACCUUUCCGUUAAUCAGCAGUUUGAUAUGAAUAUCAGUUGUAUUCAAGUUACAGUGUUGCCAUGAGAUAAUGCAGUGCUGCCUCUUUGAGCAAAUCUGCAUUUGACUUAAAUGAACAGGGAGAAACUAACUUUGCGUUACUAACUGUCUUUGGACAAAGGAAAAAUUACAAUUAUUAUUAUUUGUCGUGACGUACUAUUAUUUUUACCAUGCAUACAAUUUUACUAUUUGCGUUGUAUAGAGUGUAAAUACUUGUGUAUUAUCUCUAUAUUUUUACUUAUUUAAUCUAUUUAUCUCUAUAUUUUUACUUAUUUUUACUUAUCUAUUUUUUAUCUCUUCUUUUACUGGAGUACUGUGACAAAAGCAAUUUCCCCCUUGGGAUUAUUAAAGUGAUUCUGAUUCUGAUAACUGUUUUCAUACUUAUCAUAGUAAGUAUAAGUGCGUCAUAACAUUACAAACGAAAAAGAAAAAAAAACCUAAAAAAAUUAAUAUUAAAUACUGGUGCUUAUAAAAAAAAUUACGCCUAUAUUUUAAAUCAAGAUAAUGAUAAGUUGAGCUGACAGAGUUUGUCCUGUAGUCGACCCGGACUGUCAGCCAUUUAGUGCAUGUCAUGUCCUCGAUUCCUGUUCCUGUCUUCAACUCUUCUAUCCAGCAAUGAACGAAAACUUCAUCUUUAAUCAAGAAAAAGAAAUUAAACAAUAACAUUUUAAAAUCACACAAUAACAGCUGGUUGUAAAACAUAACUUGCACGGUAAAAAGCGUAGGUUUUAAAAGGUACAUUUUAACAUAUAAAAGAAAAGAGGAUCAGAUGUGGUAAACCGAUAACUUUCAUAGUGUUGAAACCCUGUUAGAAAAGCUUCACUUGCCGCCAUACUAGUUGUAACAGUGAUCGUGCUUAAAGUGUAAGUCAGAUUUUCCACCUCUGUGCCAUCCAUCCUUUCAUGAAUUUAUGAGAAAGUGGUAAAACACGUUGUGGUAUUUUUUAUCUCUUUCCAAAAAGUGCUGUUGUGCUGAGACUAUUCAAUGUGCUGUACGGUGUCCUUAUUUGACAGGCUUUUAUUAUGUCAACUUCUGAGUAGAGACCUUGUAACACCUGAAUGAUGUACAACCCUCUGACAUUGACAACUAAAUAGCUUAACUUUGUCACAAACACAGGUGAGUUUCAGGUCAAGUACAGCGGCGCUUUCUGACACCUAAUAAAUCUCUAAAAAUAACUUUUAUUAUGAUGAAUGCGCGGCGCUAUAAGAAGCUUCAUUUUGUAUAAGCUGUCUUAUUAAAGCUGUUGUUCAUUUUCUUUCAAAGACUCGCCUUUGUUAUGAGAAAAAAUGACCCUAAGUGUCUCUCUGUUUUAGAGAAUUUAAGAAAAAGUGGUCCAUAUUUUUCAGAAGAUAAUAUCAAUAAUUUAAUUUAAGUUACCAGUCAGAUCAAUAGAGUUUUGUACCCAUUAAUACUUGAAUCUGUUCAAAAUUACACCAGACACUCACUACUAAAGCUGAAACUAUUACAUCCACGGCUGUAAUAGUCCAUUCCUGUUCAAGACUUUGAUACAUGUAAUUCCCCAUUUUUCUCUUAGAGAUCAUCAUGUCAUUUUGAGGUAAUUUAAUCGAACUAUAAUUACUCGACAUCUUGCAAUUAACAACAUUUCACCACAACUCAUUCAAGAAGUUAUUACAAAUAAAAGGAAAAACCUCAUGAGGAAAAAUUGGAAAGUCGUUUCCUUCAUUUUCAAACACAUGUAGCUCAUAGAAACCAUAACUAAACUGUGUAAAUGGAAACAAAAUGUGUGUGAAGGUAGUUAAUAAAGGCAGUAAAGGAUCUUUGAUGAUGUGUGACUUCCCUGACAGAUGGGAGAAAAAGCCUCAUUGCGUGGUUGAAUCCUGACUUUUAGGAAUCCUGUUUUAAAGGUUGCUCUUUACAUAAUUACGGCGGUAAUUCUGUCUUAUUUUCUGCUCAAAGCUGCUUCCUGUUCCGUCGAUCUCACAGUAUGUGGCGACGAGAUGAGACACCGCUCGACCCCAACACUUCCACCAUCUACCAAAGAGAAACUGUGAGCACCAUGUGCGCCCUUUUCUCCCCAAAUUAGGAGGAGGAACAGCUCUGCUUGGCUUUGAUAAAGACUGGAUAGCAGCGGCAGCAGCAGCUCUCCAAAUUAGGAUUAGUCUUCUGCAAACAGAUGUUCCUCUUGCCUGCAGUCUUAAAAACCCACUCCCCCUGCACACAACCAAAGAUUAGCAUUAACCUGGCUUAAUGAACUUUACACUCUGUUGCAGGCCUGCAGGGAUAAUACAACAGUUCACAGUUUAUGUAAUACGUCCUCUAAUUCUUAACAUGCACCUUUUCUCUGAAGCAGAAAACAAACAGACAGAUGAUGUGCUUGGAAAUUAGAGAUAACUCAUGUAGGCUUUGUCUUUUACGGUGUUUGUGUCUUUCUGUGUUUUAUUACGUCUGUGUAUGUGUGCGCAGGAGACACUGAACAGGAUUGCUCUCCUUGUUAAGUGUUAUAUUAGCAGUGGCCGAGAUGGAAGGAAUGAAGCGUAACAUUGCCUAUUGACCUGCUGAUUAAGCAGUAGCCGUUAUUGCUCGAACUAAUCGUACUUGAUGGCUUCUGGAGUCAGACUGAGAGAAAAAGGAACAGAGAAGCAGCAUAAAGUCCCAAAACUGACUUACGUGUGUGUGUGUGUCUCUUGUCCUUUUCUUUGUAAUAGCAUUGGGCAUCUAUUUGACCUUAGCUUAUCUGUGAACCACUGUAUCAGGCUCCGGUAGUGGAUGGUCUAGUCCAUCAAGGUCUGUCUUAGCAUUGAUCAGGGUUCAUUUUCUCUCGGUGUGACUUUCCUUGUUCAGAGACUGCUAAAGAUCCAGUUCAGUCACAAUAUCAAAGUCACGAAGCAAUUUAUUUUGUCGUUAACUCACCACACAGAAAGUGAACUGCAAGUACAGUCCAAAUAAAGAACUGAAACCCAUUAAAGGGACCCUAGCCAACAAAGGGACUGUUUUCCUCCUUCUCGGAGCGGGGAGUACUGUUAUGAGUAGUGUGAUCUAGAGAAUCUGACAAAUAUGAUGUUUUGGUGGAUUGGACAACAACAUAGCUGAUAACCAAUGGGAAAUAAAAUCUGGAGUGACACCAAAGUACAACAGAAUAUUUGGUAACUCCUCAGAGUCGGCUUCAGAGUCCCCUGGGGGUCAUAAGACACUGACAGGAGUCCUUCAAAACACAAAAUAAGAAACAUUGAAAUGGUUUAGAAUUGCAUGUCUGUAAAAACAAACACUAAUAUGCCAGAUUUUUUUUUUAAACUUUUUACAUAAUUAACAUUAACCUACUGUUUGAUGAAAAUGUGUCAUUGUAUCAAAUAAAACUAAUAGUGACAAAUGGUAAUGUUGGCCUCCAGACACCUUCAAGCUUGCUUGUGGGUGAGCACUAAUGAUAACUCCUGUCCAGCCAUAGCUAAUAAAUAAUUUAGUAUGUUGUCUUAAUGUGAAAUAUGGCCCCUCUCCUCUCCAGACAUUAAUGUUUCAUUGUUGUUUAAGUUGCCGAAGAAUGCGGGAGCAAUGAAACGUAAAUGAUUUGUUUUACCUUAUCAAAUACAGCACUGCAGCACUGAAAAGGCCUUUUCAUGCCUGCUAUCCACCCAUAGCAGGAGGUCAGAGGGAAGACUUCCAGAUAACUUUGUUUAAAGCUCCUAUGAGGAUAUUUUUUACAUGAAUGAAGUGGACCAAAAUUCAUACUACUGUCUUUCCAUGAUAUCCAAAAGCAAACAAUAACAUCAGCGUCAUGACUGGUGAUUUUUAUAUAUUAAUUUUUGAUGCAUGAAACUGAUGUUCGGGGUAGAGAUGUCAGCUGUGCGUCUGUUUUUAACAUUCCACAUAAAAUAUUCACAACAAAUAAUACAUUUGAUGAUCAAGAGUCACCAGGGUGAGAGAUCACUACUCAAGCAUGUUAAGGACAAGAAUACUAAAUACUGCUUUGUCCACAGGGGGCACUAAAAUUGUCAAAACUGAAAAGUUCCUCACAGGGGCUUUAAUUGAUAAAAAUCAUGCAUACAGUGUCUCUUAUCUAACAAAAAAGUAAAAAGAGUCACCUUAAAAAUACAGACUCAUUCUUUCAUCUUUAUUAUGUGUUAAGAUGUAGUCACAAACCAUUAAAGUAAUAACAAAAAAGGAGUAAAUCCAUUUUUUUGGUCUUUUCAUAUGAUUGAUGACCCAUAAAUGAACAUUGCUGAUACUUUCAUUAUGAAUACACUCCAAAACAAGUUUAUAUUAGUCAGCUAUGCAUUUACCAGUGGUUGAAAAUGCACUCCUAAAGAUCAUUAAUGCACACAUGAUGUCUUGUUUGUUUAAUCAGUACAGAAACCAGAGUUCAGAAUCUACUGUUUGUGUCACUGCUGGAAAUAUCUCUCAGCCUGCAAUAGAGACAGGAGUGAAGACAAAACUCACAGAAGUCGCAGCAUCAGGAGAAAUAGACCAGCGUAUUACAUUUGUUUAUUCGAACAAGUUCAACCAUUUAGAUACAACAAAUAACAGUGACCUGUGCAGUUGACUGAAGGUGUGUAUAGUAUCAGAGCCAGGCUUACUGCUGCUCUGCUCCUACACAUAAACCUUUCAUGACUGUAUGAUAAAUAUGAAAUUUAAACCCCUUUUGAACUGUAUAUCAAGUGUACAGGUAUGAAAUUAUUAUCCUCCAGGUUAUUUUCAGUAUAUUUAAAAAAAAAAGCAACAAUUAGUGUAAAAUUCUGUGACAUUAUAUAAUAAAAAAGUAAGAGUACUUUUGACUUUGAAAAACGCUGGCACUGGUUUUAGGGUCAUAGCCUUUGCCAAAUGCUGCUCCUUCUUGUGUGGUUAAAAAUGUACAUAUGAUCAUUAUAAAGUAAAAGGAAAUGUGACCAUGAAAUCCUGUAGUCUUAUAUACUCCAACAAUCCUCAAGUGAAACGCUUUACCUCCAUUCCUCCAUAUUUAAUAUAGAGCAAGAAUUUAUCACACACCAGAUGUGAGAACACACGGCACACUAUAUCUGAGCUGCACAGUUGCUGGCACGAUGUUACAAUCUGCCUUUGUGGCCUCCAGUGUUUUGGCUGAAAUCCAUAUUAGAAUCAACAUCCAAGAAAUGAGGCUCUGAAUGCGCAGGACUGCACCGGGCCUGCGAUACAGUCCAAGCAGCUUUUGUCAUUACUCAUGUUUGCUGUAUUGUUUAUGAGAACAAUCUAAGGUUGCUUGUAAUCGACUGCACGUAUCGCAGAAUGCUUUUACCUUUAGCAUUUCCAUCCUGUAAGCACCUCACACCGCCUCAGGCAACUAUUGGAUUAAUGCAUAGAGAUAGCAGAAGGUGAUGUUCUUUCUCUACCCAUCUUUGUUCACUCCUUUCACACAUAAUUUCCGCGGCUGAGUCUCCAAACCUCGGGAGGUCUUGCUGCUGAGCACACUAAUGGAUAUCUACUAUCCCUGAGCUGCACUGUGUAGACAGGAUUUUGCCUCAUUGAAUAUUGUGUUAGGUAAAUCCUCAUUAAGAGUGACUGUCCUCUAUGGCACUGAGAGAUAGGACUGGAGAGAGGCGACAAGAAGAAGACAGUUACAAAAGUACAAAUUGGAACUCCAUUGUGUAUUCAUGGGAAAAGCUUUUUCUGGGCUAAUUUAAGCUACAAGGAGCUGGGUAGACAAAAAAUCCUGCAGCCUUGACAGCUCGGUGUAAAAUAGUGUAAGAGACGGAGUAAAAAUGGUGAUCACAUUUUCCUAAAGUCAGAGGUGUCAUCUUGAUAUUGCAUGUUUAAACAUCCAAAGAUAUUCUUUCUGAGGUGAUGUUGAAACUAACAUUACACAUACAGUUUUGGCACUUGCAGAAAAGGAAAAGUACUUUUACUCUUCUUGAGAUGUACCAGGAAUGAAAUUUCCAGCUUCAUUCAUCCCCCAGAGGUGAAACAUUUAAUGGAAAAACACCGCACAUUACACAGCAAUUAAGCGACGAACAAGGCAAACACAAAGGAAAUGAGAGGCAGAAGGUUGUAAUGUGGUCAGCAGGGGUCCAACAGUGCUGCUUAAGUAUGUCAUUUGUGAAGGGUAAAACAUUUCCUGAGAGAAUUAGAUGAUAGGUCAGCCAAGUGUGCCUCCUCCCCACGUCUCACCAUGACCCAGCUACAGUCUGGCUGUGUCGCCUACAGAGCUCCAUGGGUCCCUCUGUGUUUCGAGCCACAGCGCUUCCUGCGCUCCAACAAGCUCCCCUACAGGGCUGCUGUGACAUUAAAUCCAAUUAUAGAUUUCCUUAAAUGCCAUUAUACCCAGCAGGGGACUGUGGCCUUUUGAAAAGCAGAAAACAUGACCAUUGGUUGUGGUCUUCUUCGGUUGCGCCUGUGGCAAAAUGUCCCACUGUGAAAAAGCAGCCAUGCUGGAUGUGCACUUAAACUGGCCCUAAUGUAGUGCUGUUGUUUAUUUUCUCUCUCUCUCUUUCUAUGUGUGUGACCUCAGGAUACACCCCAGCCCGACUGCCGGCUCCGUCACUGCAGGUUCCUCCAGUACCCAUCAGGGCAAACCAUCACUCCGCCGCAUCAAGGGUCGCAUUCACCGGAGCAAGAGUCUUGACAGCAUUGAUCUCCUUGACUCAAAUGUAAGUAAACUGACUCAGAGGAAUGUAAAGUGCAUUAACAGGUAGAACCACAUGACCCCACUUACUGUUUAAAAUGAACAGAGGAAGCAACCAGGCAACCUGAACUGUUUACACACAUUCAGUCAUGAGAGAGAAGCAGUGAACCUGAUAGAUUGACAGAAAGCUCUCAAAAAUCUGCUUCAGGUGUAAAAAAGCUCUGUAGAAUUUAUCCUGCACAAUAAAAUAGUUCCUCUAAUGAUUAUGUUUCUGAAUGAUGUGCAAAUUCUAAAAAACCCAACACCAUGAUAAUGUCUGAAAAUGAAUUCAACUCUAUCCCAACACUGACACCAAAGAGUUGCAUUAAGGAAAAUAAGAGUGUAUUCAUAUUGGGUAUAAAACAUUCAAAUAACAAGUAAUGAGGAGAUAAACACAUGCAGGAUUAGCUCCAGUUGAGCUUAUUGCAUGAAUGAUUUGCAACAAUACUUACAAACAAAACAAAAAUGAUGACUGAGCUUUGGGUGAAGCACAAAAAGUUUUGUCCGUGUGCAAGGGCAUUUUUCGUAGGUCACCCCUCAUAUUGACAGCUACACAUUCUGAGGCUUCCUCUCCAGUGUGAGCCCUGAAUACUCAAUCACUCCUGAUCUGAUGGCACAUUUUGAUAUAAGUCUCUCUUCAAAUUUGAAGAAAAUUAAGCUUCUGGUUCUGUCUGGCUCUCCUAAAUAUGAGGUUUGGUUGGUACACAAAAUGUGUUGAAAUUGUGUUUUAAAGUUCUGUUUUAAAGACCCACUCCGAUAAAAAUCAUGUUUCUCCUGUUGUCUACGUGUUCAUAUUGCAUUUUUAUGAUGCUAGAAGACAUAUCAAGAGAAAACUAAGAGCAAAAUUGCAUUUCUGAGUAUUUCUGCAUUGAAAUGACUGUGAACCUCUGGCAGACCCAAAUGGCAGGUUCAGACACAGUGGGACUUUCUAUGUCACAAACCUAGGCUCCGCCCCCUGUGCCCCACUCUGCAGGCCAGACCCCGAGAAGUAGAGAGGGACAAUUGCAGAACAAGUGUGUGCAGUAGUGGAUUGGUUUGCUCGUAAUUAUAAUAUUAGCUUUUAUUGUGCCCUCAAAGAUAUUGGUGUUCAAGAGCUGAAUAGCUCCUAUAUUACCCACCACUUCUGCUGCACCAGCAAUGUUAGGCUACAAGCUAGCAUGAAGAGGAGUGUGCAGAGCAGCGCUGUCUCCGCCCACGACUCUAAGGCGAGUUGCUAAUGCGCUACUGGAACUCUGCAGAAGAAAAGCCCGUGAAAAUGAUACAGGUAACAGGAUUUUGGCUAAAAACUUCAGAAUCACAAUUUAAAGACCACUGAAAAAACUUUAAAUGUGAAAAAAAAAAUGCGGAAUGAGACUUUAAACAUGUUUGAUCAAGUUAUGUUGGGUGACUUUAGCAAAAUAUGAUCUACAUUGGGAUUAUAGGAGUUUCACAUGAACAUUGCUGGAUAUUCUUCUAACAUGGCGAAACCUUCCUUUGCGUCAACACAAGAUUUUACACUUGUAUCUGAAAUUUGCACCUAUUUCCAGUUAUUAUUCUAAGCUAGUAUUACCAGCUGCUGUAAAGUAGUAUCAAAAUUGUUAAAAAAUCUUGGCACCUCAGACAAAUAGGGCCUGAGUCCACUCACAGCUUUAUUUGGCUGGGCAACAUUAGCAACAACAAUGGAGGAGGUCCAUCAGAAGGAGAAAUGAACCACAUUCUGAGUCUAAAGCUCCUGCCAAUGCUAUAACAUGACUUCUUAUCCGUUUGUCUUCUAAAUUGUCGUAGACAGAAAGCAAAUAUGGAGCAUAAUAAUCAUUUCAACACUGAUUUAACCGUGAAACAACAAAAUGUGGUCAGUGGGCAAAGGCCCUAAGGUAAAGAAGUUGAUGAAGUUUUCCUGUCAUUAAUCUCAAUGUACCACAACAUCCUCCGUCACACCUGAUAUGAAACUGAUGGAGUGAUAUCAGAUGUGCUAAAAUCAUUCAGUUGUAAUUGUCCAGACUCAGAGUUCACUGUCUUAAAAUCAGAGGACAUUUGUUUCAAUCAUUAAGUUUUAUUUAACUCACACUAACAGGCAUCUAAAUCCUUAAAUGCCAGAGUUGUGCCUAAAUGCUCAAUAUUCACUGAUUCAUUCACAUGACUAUCCUGUUGAGUGUUUUUAAAUAUAAAAGGAAUAUUCAUACAUAAAAGGUUUUAAUUCUUCCCUUCUGAUGUUUAUAAAUCAAAGCAGAUAUAAUCAUAGUGCUGGCAUGUACUCUGUUGUUCUCAGACAGCGCGGCAGACUGCUGGAGGGUCUCAGCCUCAUGGGAAUUAUAUCAUGAUGACAGCUCAGCUAUGACCUGACUGUGAAUUCAACUCAAACGCUCCAUCUCAUUACAGGAUAUCACAAAACCUCUCAGCUGGUUGAAUUACUGAUAUAAGUAUCAGUCAGUAAGCUUAAUACAGGUUUUUAAGAGUAUGUUUUUAUGAUGCAUUUACCAUAUUUACAGCUGCUUUUACUGACAUCAAAAACAAUAGGAAAAAAAACUGUUGUCCGCCCUUAAAUUUCAACUUAAAUAGCAAUUCAACUUGAUAGCAACACUAAUGCUGUGUCAGAGCUCUAAGCUUCUCUAAUGCACUGAUUUAUUAAUGACACAUGUCUGCAGAUCUGUGAUGCUGCAUGAUGAUAACAUGCUGAUGUCAAGCAAUUAUAAUGUUUACCUUGUUCCUUAGCUCAGCUGAGCAUAUUAGCUUGCACAAGCACACACGAUGCAGCUGAGGACAUUAGGAUAGGAGAUAUUAGCUCAGAAAUCAGGGCGAUGUGUUUGUAGUUUUCAUUAACAGGACAGAGAGAAUGAGGGAUGGGGAUGAAAUGCAUGAAAUAAAGGCCGGUUGGGAGUUGAACUGUAAUGACCAGUGUGUUGAGGACCUAGCUGUAGUGCAGUGGUUCUCAGUCCAGUCCUCGAGACCCACUGUCCUGCAUGUUUUGGAUGUUUCCCUGCUCCAACACACCUGAUUCAAAUGAUCAGCUCGUUAUCAAGCUCUAUAAUGGCUUAAUAACGAGCUGAUCAUUUGAAUCAGGUGUGUUGGAGCAGGGGGCUCGAGGACUGGAGUUAGAACCACUGCUGUAGUGUGUGGGGUUGAGUCAAACCAGCAGCACAAACAUGCAUUUUUAAGUAGAAGCUGGCACUGGACAAGAAAUCAGAAAAUUACUUAUGUGAUUACGGUUUACUCAGAGAGUGGCACCAAUGUCUGAGUGUAAUUACAAUCUACUCUGCAAAUGCUGAGAUAUUUUACUUAGAUGGAUAUGUCAACCUUGUGGCUGCCUGAAAAGAAAGUUAUAGGAUCCCAUCCUGAGGGCAGCAUUAAUAUCCUAAAAAAAUACCAGAUUUAACGGAAACCAUCAGGAUUUAUCUACUGGGAAACAUUUUGAGCUGUAUCAAAAUGUCUUUGCAUUGUACAGAAUAAGAGCUCGAGGGGAAAGUCAUUUUUCUUAAGUGGGGUUAUAUGAGGUACUUCUCAAUAGUGAGUGUGUUACUACUGAAAGGGCAGCUGUAGUUCAGUGAUAGACUUGGUUGUCUCUCGACUUGAAGGCUGGUGGUUUGCUCCUCGCCCUGCAGUCACACGCUGAAGUGUCCCUGUAAGACAUUGAACCCCACUUUCCUCCUGGUGAGUUAGUCAGUGGAGUGUUGGAGCGUAUGACUGGGGUUAUCUAAUACUGCCAGUCCCCCAGCAUCCUGUGCCAUCAGUGUGUGAGUCAUAUAUAAGCGCUUGAAGGGGCUGAAAAGACUAGCAAGCACUUUAUGAGCACGAAUGUGUUUAUCAUUUACUCAUCCUUUCAAUACCCACAGGAGAUUCUGGUCAGCUCAGCCCCUUUGUUUAGAAACAGGCCAGAGAACCAGAACAGAGGGAGAUGGAGUCAACUUUACUACCUUUUUAAUAUCUUUUCAGGAACUCUGACCCAGACCCUAAACGUCAGUGUAGGUUAGUGCUCUGUUCAGAUUGUUUUAGUGCUUUAUUUUGCUGUGAAAGCCUGUGUCUGCAGCUGGAUCUUCCCAUUCGUUUACCUAUGAGUAACACACUUAUUAGAUUAGAUUAGAUUAGGUUAUCCUUUAUUUAUCCCUCAAUGGGGAAAUUAGAAUUGUUAACAGCAGCAGUACAUACAACAUACACAGUCAUACCUGGUACAAAAAGCAAAUAAGAUAAAAGAACUACGGUAAAAAAAAGAAAAAGCAGUGCAAGCGGAGAAUAGUAUUUAAGACAAAUAUAAGAGAAAAAAAAGAUCACUGCCAACAAUAAAACAGGUGUUAUUGACAAGCAUCUCAUGCAACCCUGGUUAAAAAAAGAAAGAAUGAAACCAAACUGUCUCUUCAAACUACAGGGAUGAAAGUGUGCCAUGAUUCAUCCUCUUGUGUAGACCGAUAAGUCAGCAUUUCAUAACAAUCCAUCUAAUGCCUGUCAAAAUAUUCCAGUCUGCCACAAAGCGCUUCUUUUCUCUUGCCUUUCAUAAAUCCCUGAAAUUAGUAUGGCUAAAGACACUGAAUUGUGUCGUACAAAAAAAAAUUAAUUGUCAUGUAGAUUGACCAAAAGUCCUACAUUUCAAAAGCUUUACAAAAUCACCAUCCAGCUCCCUGCAUGUAAACCUGACUCUGCUAUGCUGGAGGUGGAUGCUUUUAGGCCGUAAUUGACAGAUUAGUGAUGGCCUUGAUUCUGAGCCAUGCACAGCAUUCAUAAGCCUUCAUCUGAAUGGAAAAGGCAACGUAGUGUCACUGCACCCUCGUAUCCUCUCCCCGCUCUGUAAGUCAUGUAGAGCGACUCACCACAUCACAGUCAUUUGUCUUUAUGGCCUGCCACUCAGAGAGCGCUUCAAACGGCUCCAGAGGCCUCUAUCUCAGCACAGACGGUGCACUCAGCUGAGGGCUCUUGGCCUCUUCAUGGUAUAUUUCUUUUUGUACGGGCUGUGUGUGCACUGGAGGAAAACUUGCUGACUUGCCCAAACUCAAAUGCGGCUGAUGGAAGUAACGGUCCGCCUUACAGUGAGUGAUGAGACUGCAGGAUGCUGAGCUGAGGAGCAGUUUCCUUUGCAUCCUUACCAAAAUAUCACAACAGACACAACAGUGAGCCUCUGAGCAGCUGGAUGAUCUGCAGUGAUUUCAUAACAAAAAAAAAGACCUCGUCUGAUCGACUGUUUCAACAGAAAACUGAAGAUAUUAAUCAACUGAGUGUAUGAAUUUGGGUCCAUAACUAUCAUUGCCCAUCAGCGUAGAGCUAAAUAAUCAAUAGUAGUUAAGACUUUGUUUAUAUCGAUUGCUUCUUUUGAUUGCUUUUCUCUCUUGAUAGUCAGGGGAGGACUUUGGCCCCCGGCCCACACCCGCUGUCAUUUGUGUUGGCAAGCAGCGCACUUGUUCACAGAAAGCUUGAAUCAGAUUUUAGUGCUAAGGCUGCAGAAAGCACAACAGAGAUGAAGAAGAGGAGGAGGGGGUGACUAACAACAGUCUUUUAUGCACUCGAUGCCUUUGUGUAUUGCAGGAGUUAUUUUUCUGUGUUCAUCAACAGCAGCUCAUCUCAUCUCAAAGCAGCAGCGUUUACAGGAUUUCUUAAUGCUUCAGGGAGACGCAUUAGUCCAUCUGUUCAGGUGUUACACAAACUCUUAUUCUGUGUAUUAUUUACACCAUGGCUCGCUCGUAUCCAACCGCUUAUUUCUGCUCUGAAAGAAGAAACCUGAGGGAUUUAUCCUGAGAUUUCCAGGGUAUAUUCCUGCUGUGUGUUCUUUUUCCUCAAGGAUUAAUGUUUGUGAAUGUGUUGCUUAUUCCUUUGUGCAUUAUAUUUCAUCAUUAAGCUGGUAGAAAAGUAAAAAAAAAAUGUGCAAGUGUACAAACCCUACUAUGUGUCCUUGCUGAUGCGAUGUUGGAGCUAAACCCAGCUUGCUCUUUCCUUUGGUGUUUUUUUUUUUUGUGGGAAAAGAUGUGUUUUUGUUGCAGUAUUUUUUCCUGCCCUCUCAGCUGUUUUAGAAAAUGUAAAAGCAAUGUUUACUGCAGAGACUAUAACCAGGUGAGUAGCUGAGAAACUAUAAGAGUGUAUCAGCAGGAGCAGGUGCCGCUAAGCCGAGAUAAAAAGUGCAAUUAAAUUAAUUACUCCUUAACAGAUCAGGAUCAGUCACUGACCAGGGCUCUGAGCUCCGCCUUGGUCAAAGUCUUAAUCUCUUAUUAGUUCUGCUUGCCCCGUCCCGCUUCUAAAAUCUCAACCUUGGCUGCAGUCUGCCAUGAACUGAGGCUCUCUCCCCCCCCCCAUCCGCCACAAAAAAAGGGGGAAAAAAAGCCUCAGCGUAAGCAUUUAUUCGCUGCUCAGUCUUGGGAAAGUGCUGCAGAUGCAUUUACACAGAGAGCAACUGCAGCUGAAUUAACCAAUCUGCAUAUUCAGGGGCCUGUUAGAGGGAGAUUGUUCCCGUGUGAUGAUGAAGACUUGGAGGUGCACGAGGGGUGGGAGUGGAGAACCUGAGAGAGACGCACCGCAAGGAAACAGAGGGAGAAGAAGGGGAGGGAGGGAGAACAGGAGGGUGGUGGGUGCAGAUAUAUCACGACUAACGCUGUGGGAGGCCUCGCUGGAAGGAGGGGAGGGGGGUUGCUCUGUGAUUGGGUCCUGGUAAGACAGAUCUGUUAUGUAAGGACAGAGUCAAAUGGAUGCUCUUUUUUGUCCUAUAGGUGAUAAGCACAGGGGAUGGUUGGAGGUUGUAUGUGGGUAUUCAUGUGUGUGUGUGCAUGUGCUGCAUGUGUGAUCCCACGGGCUGCGUGGAGGGGGGAUAGCAGAUGUUGAGUUUGUUUGACUCAGGAGCAAGGUUUGCCUAUGGGUGCUCUGAUGGGACAUAUGGCAGGUCACUAAAGUCAUUGCACUGUGAGCGUUUGUGUCGCACAAUUAUGUGACACAUCUUGUAGCAAUAUGUUGGCUUUACGACCUCUGUAGCUGGAAUUUGGAGCAUUGUCGCUGCUAAAAUUACAGGUCUAACACUGCAGAGUUACUGUUGUUUUGUAAUUACACCUCAAAUUUGUGUUUGUGUAUUUUUUUUUUAUAACAAGUAGAUCCUGUUAGCCAUUUUUCACUCCUCAAAAGAUGUUGUGUUGAGAUUACAAACUGCUAGGACCUUGGUUGUCAGGGGAAGAUUUGAGGAAAACGACCCGUGCUUCAGAAUUGUUUUUAUGGUCGGGCCUCGUGUCCCUCAUCUACAACAAAUCAUUUCAAGAGAGACGACUCAAACCCACAUAAAUCCCAACAACUCUAUUGACUUUCCCGCAUGAUUUAUGACAAGAGGAGAGAUGUGGACAGUAAGCACCCUCAGCAGCUGAGGAGGAGUGAAAAUGUAGCACUAAACCAACAUCGUGUACAAUAUUUUCCCUUCCAAAAAUACAGUCUGCAUCUAUUAAUACCACCAUAACAAGCUUUCAUUAGGACUCUGGCCUGUUUUCAAAGAGGGCUUGAUGUUCAUGUUACCACCCCCCCUUAUUUAAGGGUUAGAGCAUGGGGUCAUGUGAAGGACAAGCAGCAGCAGUGGGAUGAUGUAAUGUUUGUAGGAUUCAAGAUGGUGGCCAUGGAGGGGAAGUCAAGCAUUGAGAAUAAAACACUGGAAGGUUGUCCUGAGACAACUUAAUCAAUCACAGGGUUUGAUGUCCUCAGCUGAGGACGCUCGGUGGAUUACAUUGUCUGCUGAUGGAUUCUCCUGAGAUGAACACAUUCUGCUUUUCAGGAGCAGAUAUUCAGUCUCUUACUGAUGCAACCUAAAGAAGGUUUCACGGCAAAAUAACAUACUUUAGUUUGAUUUCUUUUACUGCUUCUGAUUUCUGCAACACCAAAUAUCAAUGGGAAAGGAUUUGUUUGUGUUACUGUCCAAUGAACAAAUUUUCAAUAAGCGUGGCGAACAGUUUGAGCUGAGGUGUUUUAGGAAGGGAUUUUUUAUUUCAUUCGUGCAUGCAUGUUGACUAAAAAUACAGAUGCAUAAUUUUCAAGCCCUUUAUGUGUCAUGAUGUGUGUACUUUUUUAUGUUCUGUUGGAUAUGUGAUUAAAUAAUGCACAAAUAUGUUUCUGCCCUUAUAAAGAAGAUAGUUUUAUUUUUAUGUACUUUACAUUUGUAAGUGAAUUGCCCACAGAGGAUGUUGGUUGGCUUUGCCCUUUUGUUAAAACACUGGCUGGAGACCUUUCGCAGAAGUGAGGCUAUCAAUCGCUGCAGUCAGUGUCGACUCUGUGCUGCCGGCGGAAAAACACAAAUGUAUCGCACCCGAGAUCGAGCUCAAACAAAUGGGUUUUCUGACAGCGCAGUAAAGCACUCAUAAAUUUCAAAACAGAGUAUUGUUUUACUUUUAAUAUGAUAAUAUAAUGAUGCACAACUCCAUAAUUCUGUGUACAGCUUGACCUGGCCUUUGUAUAAUGUCUAAUUAAGGCAUCAAAUUAUGUGUAAUCAUCACAGAUAAAGACUGAAAAACAUGUGAAUUCAGAAGCUUUUUCAGAACUUCUGUGCGUUGAGUUGGAUGAUGAAUGGAAGAAGACAUGUGUGCUGUUCAGCAUUGUGUUUGUCUGCUGUGUUAGUUUGUGUGUGUGUGUAUCACCCAGCCUGCCGUGUUGCUGGACAUGUAGGAUGUGUGUUGAUGCCCAGGGAGGCACCAUAUGCUGUUUAGACUCAGGAGCAUCCCUAUCACGGCGCACCCGUGGGUGAACAUCCCCGGCUCCUUCUUGUGUCUCCCUCCAUCAAUUCACACGUGCAUCAUCAGCCAGCGGGGGCUGCAAUCACGCAUAUUCACUUUACUCACGCUUGUUUUCACGCCAUUGUGAAUAAUUCUCCAUCUAGAUCUCCUCUUGCACGGAUUCGGCUCAAGAUGGUCGUGCUGAAGGCAGAUGAACAAUGUUCAGCUGAAGUCCUGCAGAGGGCAGAGUUUUACUACCUUAAUGUGUGUGCAGGCCACAGAGAAACAUCCAUGUUUGCAUGGCUGACGCAGUAAGGGGAGGAGGGAUGGCGUGAGCAGUUGUAAUAUUGGGUUUAGAGGAAUGUGUAGCUUUCAUGGGGGAAGACGGAGCUUUACUAGAUUCUUUUCAUGAUGACGAAGAGUGAGCAGUGCAGCCUCUGAAACAGGCAGAGCUGUUAAGAAGAGGAUGGUUGUGGUUGGUGAUGUCAAGCUGGCAAACAAUUUAAUCCCCCACAAUCGGAUGUAUUGGAGAGGGUGCAGACUCACAUUAUUUCCUGUAUUGGAGGAGAAAUAAUCCUGCCCCCCCCCCUCCCUAAAUUGGGUUCAUCAAGAAGUUGUGAUAAAAUUAAUUUUCUGUUCAAAUUUGAGGCGGUGCAAAUUCAUAAUAUUUUCUUGCUUCUCUACGCAGUGCGGUAAAGUAUCCCUGGGUGAUUUUUCUCCCUUUUUCUCUCCUGUCUCUCUUACCCCCAUCACCUGCCCUUCCACAAUACCCCUCCAGUCAGGUCCGAGGGGAGCACCUGAUCCCACACCACACAGGCCUCUAAUUGCCUCACUCUCAUCCUGAGCGAGGCUGCUCUCUUGGGGGGAAAAUCAUGAAUAGAAAACCUUUUAAAAAACCAAACUCAUCCGAAAAAGCCUUCUAAAUGAAAAAUAAAGAAGAGUAGAAAAUUAAUAACUUCAAUGAUAGGUCACACCAGAGGUCAUACUUUAUAUGAGGUGAAAACCCAUAAAUUGAUUUAGUAAUACAGAUAUAUUUUCAAUAUAGUAUUUAGAGGCGCAGUUCUGCAGUGUUCAGAUAAGUAAGUCUCCUUCAGCUGACUCUGGAAGUAUUUCUUCUUAAUUCAAACAAAUAAUUAAUCUGCUGCCAGUUUAAGCUGUCUGUCAAAUCACUUUCAGAUUGAUAAAAAUCCAUUAAAAGCUUUUAUUCUCCCAAGAGGAUCCAGUUUCUAUGAUCUGGUGUUGAAAAACAAAAAAACAACUCAGCUCACUGUUUUGCUGCAGGUCGUCUCCGUCUCACAUGCAUCCACAUUAACUGAUUGGAAUAGUUCAUCUUUAUUAGCAUCAGAGCCUCGUCGCCUCCUGGAAUAAACAUACUUAGGUGAUUGCUUCUUUGCUACUGUACAUGAUGCUGUAGUUAGAUGCCGAGAGGAUUUGGAUGUCGCUGGCCUCUUGUCACAUGAUCCGCAGGGCUGGGGGAUGUGAGGUCAUCCUGUGUCACCUGAUACGUCUGAGCUCUCAGCUGGUGGUGGGAAAAAAAAGAUGAAGAUUAAAGGUUGGUUUUGGGAAAUCUUUACAAAUAUGCAUUUCCCUCCUGAACAUGGAUUCUGUUUGUGGCUUUCACAUUUUUAGAUCAGGAUAUAGUGACAGUUUGGUGCUCGGCAACCUCUUCCUGUGAGCUGAUGAAAACGUUUGUGCCAAAAUUUUGCAUCAUUCCAUCAAACGGUUCCCUUUGACGUGGAGAGUUUUAUUAUUUUUGAAAGAACAUUUGGCAAAGGAGUUUUCAUGAUUACUACACAUACAGAUAUAUCAUGUGCACAAACAGCCAUAAGUUUAUGAUGAUUUCAAUAUUGUGGCCAGUGCUCAGAGGAUGACUUAUUUUUCAGUUUUCAACUUAAAUCAGAUCAGUUUUGGUCACUCGCUCUGAAGAGUUUUGUAGCUCACUGCUUUAGUUUGCUCUUGGCUGCGUAAAAACUAAAAUAUCAAAAAUAUUUGCACUUGUUUUUACCUUACCUCACACAAUUAAUGUGAAAAUAAGAUGAACUUUAUUGACUCCACACAGGGGGAAAUCUCUUGUUGUGGUGGCUCAAAAGUCAAAAAAGAGAGUAAGAUGUCAUAAAUACAAUAAUUCAAAGUAAUCAGAACAUUAAGGAAAACGAUAGAAAUACUAAUAAAGAUCAAACGUUACAAUGUGAGCCUUUCUCUUUUUCAGAUGGGACUUUGAUGGCUAAUAGUGCAAAAAUGGUUUCCUUUGGGAUUCAGUAUUAGUCUUGGCCUUUGUUUUCACUACUCAGAAGAUAGGACUGCAGAUAGAGUAGAAACCUGGAAAGAGAGCUGGAAGUCGUAUGCAGCAUUGAGCUGCAGGUUGAAUUUGAACCUGUUCAUUUUAACCUCUCAUCUAAACCCAGAAAAUUAGUUUUUUUUUGGAAACAAUCAGUGUAUAACUCCAAAAUGUGCUCUCUUGGCUCAUUGUGUUACUGGGCUUCUGUGUGUGUGUGUGUGUGUGUGUGUGUGUGUGUGUGUGUGUGUGUGUGUGUGUGUGUGUGUGUGUGUGUGUGUUUUGUUUUUUUGUUCUUUGAGGUAUUUUUUAAGUCCACCUGGGCGAGGCAUAUCUUUGUGUUUGACAGUAACCAAAGCAGAAUUAUAAUUCUUUUCUUUUGCAAUACAUAAACGAUGUACUGCGGACUAAAGCUGAGAUAUCUUCUCCUUCUCUGAGGAGCAGGUGUUUCAACCACACAUGGUAAAUUCACCCUUCUUAAAAAUGGACAGAGAUCAUGAGGCUUCAGCCACACCACGCCUCCUCCAUGUUUCAGCUGUGAUUUUUACUGCUGCACAUCCUUAACUCUGCUUUCUCGAGGUCACACCUUGUCCUUCUAUAAAGCGCCUUUUGAUAAGUGUCCUUUUAACUGCUGACUUUACAAGAUAUCGCGUGCUCAUUGGGUCAUGGAGCCCGCUCUCCUCCUCUCUUUCUCUCUGAACAUGCUGCACCUUGUAAUACUACGGCUUUAUUGUGAAACCUGGUUUGAGGAAUUUUUGCUCCUAAACUAAUGGCUUGGCUGUCAAAUCAAGUGUGCUGCUUGGAGGUCAGCGAUGCCGACAGAGGAUGACACAGAAAUCACAGAAAUACAAGCCUUUGUACAGUAGCCAGCUCACUCCAUUAUGAGAUUACACUGAUGUACUCCAAUUUGUAAAACCAAAGACUGGAUAACAAGAUAAGAAGCGUAAAGUUUCCUGUUUCAUCUUACAGCUUUUGGCAACACCUUGUCACGUCAUAUCAUGUAUUUCCUCACCUAUCUAUUGAAUGAAAACAUUUAUUUUCCCCUGCUGCAGAGCUAUGUUUAACGUCUGUCAUGUCAUUUGAUAGCUGCAGUCAUUAAAGCUCAUAGAUAGCCAUUCCAACCUUUGCUUAGUCAGCCGUUUUCCUGACCUGCACGGCUGUGAGGUGACUCGCUCAGCGUCAGGGGCGAUGCACUCUAAAAGCUCGACCUGCUGUGAAUUUCUAAUUUACUUUUUCCACUCGUGUGAUUUGUUCCUGCAGUCAUGCUCUUGUCUUGCUUUGGAUCCUGUCUGUGCAUCUAAAUGUACUGAUGGGGUGGGGGUGGGGGCGGAGGGGGCUGCAUAAUUCUGUUGCACGGCAUGUGAAACUCCCUCUGUGCUGUUGGAGCCAGCGAUGCAAACACAGUGGAAGCUGUAACAGAGGGUAUUUCAAGGGCUUGGACAAAGAUACAUUAAGCAGCACAAACUCUCAUCAAAGCCAGUUAAUCAGAUGCAGACUAUAAGAAAAAGUUUACAUUCAUGCACUUCCAGAGGGGUUUGAGAGCUUAAUUGCAUUUUUCUGCUCCAGUACUUUGGCUAAUACUGUAUCGCAUGAUAACUAAUGGUGACAAUGGUAUGUUCGCUGACAAGAGUAAUUGCAUUGCAAAGGUGGUGAGGAUUUACAGACUACAGAUUUACAAACUAUGCAAAGUGAAGAUCACAUGCAAAAGUCUGUAACAAAUGUAAAUGUGCAAAAAGGGCUGCAAGAGGGAGACAUGCAGGAAACAGCAGAAACAGCUGCAUUAGAAGCUGAUGCACUUCAUCUCUUUUAAAGGAUAAUGCCAAAACAUGCAGAGAAAUGUGCAGGUAUAUAUAUAUACAAAAUGGCCUGAAUUUGUCGCCUGUUUAUCCUAAUAUAAAUAGCUUCAGCCUUUGCUUUCGCCGGCCACAGUACAACUGCCAUCAUCUAACCAUAAUGACAUAAACUACCCUCUCAGAUUGCCAGUGUUUGCUUUUUAUUGCUGUAGAUGGGACAGUAGGGGUGCAGGUCUCAGAUGCAUUUACUUUUUGUGAGGGUUUCCUUAACCCCACAUGUUUUACAGCUGCUAUUCAUCAUAUUUUGUUUUCCCACAGGAUACAUAUGACUGCCUGUGUUUAUCUAAGUCUUAUGACCUUGGCCAACCCUCAUUCUUCUAUUCAAGAUGCCCCCACCCUCCUCUUCCUCUACCACUCUUCUCUCCGUCUGAUCCUCCAAUGGAAUUUGCAGCGAGUCUCCCUACGUCAGCAACAUUGCAGGACCUCUGUGCUCCUCCGGCAUUACAUUCUGCCCCUAUCUCCUCCUGCACUCAUUAGAGACAGAGGUAGAGGUGACAAGAACGGUCACACAAUCUCAAAGUGAUAAAACACACAACAAAGGCUGCUGCAGGGAGAGUGAUGUACUUACAGAAAAGGCCGGCGCAGAAACUUAAAAAGUGCAUGGGAUGGAGUCUUAAGAGUGGUGGUUUGGUGCAGUGCACAAUUUACAUUCUACUGUAUAUUGAUUCAAUCUGUAUACCCCAUGGGAAGGAGUAUUGAGCAUCGUGACUGUAGGCUGGAUUUUAGUUCUAUCCUCUGCAUUUUAAAUGGCUCUAUGCAGCAUGUCAUUACUACUUAAGGAGCUAACCUCAGCUUUCCCUGAGAAGAGUUUGUUUGCUGUAGUUAAAAAUGAAAUCCACUUCAUGUAUUUUCAACCCAAACGUUUUAAAGAAAAUGUAAAUCAUCUUUUACCCUGAAGGACUCUAAUUUUCAUCCACCAAAUAAAGGUUUGCAGGAACAUAGCUGCUUCUUCAUAUCAUAUACUUGCACACACUCCUGGGGUUGCAUUAGAGAUAAAUAUUUUGUCCUUGUCUGGCCCUUUGUUUCAGAGGAUGCCUAAUCAAUCACACCCGACUUAUAUUGACAUCUCAUUUGCCAUAUCAAUACUCAGACCUUCUAAACGUUGGGAGGUUCUUGUCUUAGAUAUUUCUUUGACAGCAGCAAAGUUAAUGGAUUUUUUCAAGUUGAUGAAAACAAGAUAUAAGUUGAUGCCACUUUUAUUUGAAAACCCUUUGUGUUGUAUGCUGCUAUAGUGGCUCUGACAAAGUGCCAGAGUAUGUUUUUGUUUGAUCCAUGACACAUAAGUGCUGCAAUAAAGUCUAGUUUCCUCACAAAAUAAAGCUUAGACCAUAGUUUUAUGUACAAUACUCUCCCGUUUGCUAAAGUACAGUGCAGCUUCCCUCUCACCAUACAACCAUAGCUCUCAAUGAUCAAGCUCUUAACAUUUAUAUUUAUAUUCUUCGGAAUCAAAUUGAAAUCAUAUUAAAUUAAAAAACACAAAUUAUUUGUGUUUUUGUGGAAAAAUAAAGAACUGUACAGUGUUAUAACAAACUGCAAUGUAAUAAAAGGUUGGUCCAAUAAAAAUUAGAUUUCACAGAUAUAAGGCAUAUUGAGGUAGUAUAAUGGAGUUUUCUGUAAUGACAAUAUAGAUUUUUUUAUUUCAUUUUUAUUCAUUUUUUCAUACUUUAUUUUAUACAGUUAAUAUUUAAAACUUAAUACAAACAAGGAAAAAUCUCAAACAUGUGAAUGAGAAGGAGCAGAAAGAAGAAAACUCUUAUAGAGUCGUCCUCUUGUUCAUAAUAUAUUAAUCAACUAAACACAAUAAAAAUAAGAGCUGCAGCCAACAUGCUUUUUUAGAGUUCAUUAUUUAUUAUUUUCAAAAACAACCCACGAAUCGAACAGAAAAGACCACGUUAAUUCAAAUUAUUUCACAAAACAAACAUACCAAGACUUAGAUUAACAUAUUUCCCUGUACAUACUAACAUACUGACACUUUUUUGAAAAUAAAAUUUGAUUUAGCUUCGUUAGUUUCUUUGUUCAGAUUGUUCUACAAACUCAUUCCUCUAACUGUAACACAGUGCUCUUUCACUUUAGUUCUGAAUUUUGACUUUUUAAAUAUUGUAUGGAAGUAAAUCUGUGCCAUCUGAUUUUGAAUUGGAAUUUUUAAAGCUGAUUUUUUUUGCAUCAAAAUCAGAUGUUGAAUUUUGAAACUAUUGAAUUUCAAGCAUGCAUUGUUAUUUCUUACACUUAUUUUUUUCUCAGUGAUGAAAUAUAUUCAGUGUAAAAAAAAAAUCAGUCUCUCAAAGAUUUGUUUAGUAAAAAUUCAACUUAAAAAACAUAUAUAUUUUUUUACACUGAAUUUAUUUUACCAUUGUGAAAAAAAGUGUAAGAAAUAAAAAUUCGAUGGUUUUGAAAUUCAAAGUCUGAUUUUGAUGCAAAAAAAUUAAGCUUUAGAAAUUCAAAUUCAAAAUCAGAUGGCACAGAUUCACUUCCAUAAUAUUUCAAAUCCUUUUAAAUUAUAACAACUUUUAAAAUCAGCUCUGGAUGUUGACUAGUAAAUUUUUCCUAUGAGCUUUAUACAUAAUCUGCAAUAUACUGAAAUCUACUAACUCACUGAAUUUUAUCAACUGCAAUUUAACAGAAAAUGGGUUUGAAGGAUCUCUGUAUUGACUGGUUUGUGAUAUUUUUUUCUGUAAGUCAGGAUGUGUUUUUUAUUUGUUGAAACAUGCAAAACUAAUAACAUGCUGAUAACAGUCGCAUCCAUCCCUCCAAAGCUGUGGUUAUCUGGGACCAUUAAAGCUGUAUUAUUUCCAUCCUCAUCGACGACCGUUUGCUCUUGCGCUGGAAUGGCGCUCGAUGUUGCAGCUGCAGAUGCUGCUGCUGCUGCUGCGAUCAGCCUCUCUGCAUCCCUGUUUCCCUGUUUCCACCCCCCCCGCGGACAAACAGGAAUGGUUUCUUCCAGGCGAACCUGUCACUGUCACCGCGGCGGUGACGGCAGCCGAAGUGUGAGAGCAGAGGGGGGGAGAAGAAGGCUUCAUCCACUGCCUGCCAUUGCAGUGCGGCGGCUGCUGCUCUGGAGCCUCACCAGAAAAAGAGCUUUUCAUUCCUCUCCUGUAAGAUUUUCACCAGCUCGUCGCGGGGACUGUUGCUUUCGCGAAGGUGAAUUGGUUUCUCUUAAUUCAGCCGUGAGUACAUUAUUCGGGAUGUUUCGCUGUUAACCGCAGGAGCUGACUGGAUGUGUGUGUCCCCCCUGCGGAUACGAGCGAGCUAUAACGGUGCGAGCCGAGGUAACUUAGCUACCCCAGCUAGCAAACUGCAUCUACGUGCUAUAUGCUAAAAGGUUAGCCAGCUGCCCAAUAUGCUAACGGUAUCUUCUGGAAGCAUGAAUAACGGGGCUCGUUGUCGUCGUUUUUAUUCAGCUUGCAUAAACGUUAACGGGGAGUCUCGAAACGCCUCUUAGCCGAGCUGUCAUCAGGCUGACGGGUUGUUCUCUCACGUCAAGUGCGCGGAGCGUCCAGGUAACGUGAGCUAGGAUGAGCUAGCCCUGGUUAGCUACUGGAACAAAAUGUCGGCCAGCUUGGGGUUGAUUUGACCAAGAGGGUUUUAAAUGGGGUGCAUGAUGAAUUAAAAUGAUAGAUUUGAAGAAGUGGGGAAAAAGGGGGUGAUGUCGUAAGCUUGUCUGAUAGAAAUGUGAUAUUUGUCGGCUGAAUUAAAGGUGAGGUCACGCGCGGGCUCACCUUGUUUUGAUGGUCAACUUGUGAAAUCGAAGUGGGUCUUCUGUGGAGCUAGGUAGCACUUGGCUAGCGUUAGCUUGGUGACUGGGGUUAGUUUGAUGGUACUGUGUAUGAACAUUUUCCUGGCUGUCAUAACACUGUCUGUUUAUCUCUUCGCUUUGGAGAGGGGCUCUACACUUAGUUUCUAUAGUGACCCAAACCAAACCACCUCACUCUAUAUUCAGCUCUGUAUCUGCUUACACACACUUAAAAACAGUGAUCACCUGUUGAAUGUUGACUAAUGCUGGAUAGUAUCGUUUGCAGGAAGUCAUCUGUUCAGCUUCUGUUUACAUUUAGUGUGAACUGCUUUUUACCACAGCUUGUAUGAGUAGACCAUGUAUUGUUGGUUCAUGACCCGGCUGGGAAGUACAAUAUGUAUAAAAGAGAGUUAAAAAAAACAUGUUAUAGUUUUACCUUGGAUAGGUGCAGAGCCAAAAUCACUCAGGUAUAAUUGUCUAUCAUAGUACAGUUACCUCUGAAAAACAUGUUCCUGUACAUAGGGCUGGGCGAUAAAACGAUGACGAUAUCAAAAAUUAAUUUCCCUCAAUGUCAAUAUAAAACAUGGUCAAUACCUUUUUCAAUGUUCAGCAUACUGCCAAGUUUCAGUAGACUAUAUGAAAAGCCAAUGAAAAGGGGAGUUUCUCCCAGCAUGUGCUGAAUCAGCACCAAGUAGCAAACAACUGCGUAGUAGCGGGCUGCAGCUACACACAACCAUAGCACCUUAACAGCGCAACACUUAACGUCAAAGAGACACAAAGACCUCACAGAUGCAGUAGCUUAUUGUAUUGCAAAAGACAUGCUACCAAUAAGCACUGUUAAAUUUGAUUUUUUAUAUUGUGAUAUGUAUCGACAUCAAUUGAUAUGAAAAAAAUAUAUUGUGAUAAAUUUUUUCCCAUAUCGCCCAUCCCUACCUGUACAUAAUCAUCUUACUUCUCCACCUCCAUAGGUUUUAAAUAAGUACUCAGUACCUUGAGUUUAUUUCAAAUAAGGAAAUUUUUCCUUUUGCUUGAAAAGAGAAACACGUUGAAGGAUUUACUUCUGCUUAUGUAGGAAGUUAUUGCAUUCACUGGAAACAAUAACUGUAGUUUAGUUCUUGUAUUGUGUGUUAGCAAACAUCUAAACUUUGAGUUGCCAUUUGGUGGAGCCAUCCUAAUGUUCAUCGUGCUGUGGAAAGCGCCAAAGGACAUUUAAGGUGUGCACUAAUUGCUCCAGAUGUUGCGCACAAGAAGCCUUUUGUUUUUUGACUGCAGGCUGGUGGCUCGAUUUGUGUUUGAUUUAUUGGAUGAAUGAAUAAAUGGAUUGAUUUAUUCAAAUUAAGUUUUUUUUUGCAUAUGGAAGUUUUAUAGUUUAAGCUUAAUGGAACAAGUAAAUGGACACUCAGCGGACAAGCAGAAAAACUAGCCGAGGCCAUGAGUGCAUAAAAGGUGCAUCAACACCAUUAAAAAAAAAAAAAAGCCCAAUGGUUAAGUUUUAGUGCCGUAUACGUAAUGAUGGAUAACAGUUGUUGCAGUUUAAGUCAUCCCCUGAAAGAGUUGAAAGAGUCCAUGAAGAUUUCAUGAGGCACAUAUUUCAGUGGGAGUAUGAAUUUUUUACUGCACAUGUCAAAGUUGAACUACCCUAGCGUGUGAGUCCAUGGUUUAACUAUCUAUCAUCGCUGGUCAUAAGAUGGUAAUAUUGUGGUUGGGCAGGGUAAGAAAUUCAUUACAUGAAGCAGAGGAGGCACAGACAGUACAGAUGAUAUUUGAUACAACCCUUGAAUGUUUUUUUGCACGAUUCAUCUGAUUCUUUAUCUUUAAAUAAUUCAGGUGGUUGUGUUGUGCCUGGGAUGAGAGAUGAGGAGAAUAUCUAUCGGUCCAAGGGCAGCCAUACAUGUUGGCCUGUAAAUCAUGUCGCCCUAAGCUGUCACAGGAGCAGCAGUCAUCUGAGUCAUUGUGGUUUUGGAAGGACAAGUGUAUCCUGUAUUUUGUCGACUUACAUCAUAUCUGACUGCUGUUUUAGAUCCCUGUGUAUGCUUGUAGAUACUGUUUGUAACAAGGGGCUUAUCCAGUUCCUGAUUACAACAAACCCACGUCACGACAGGCAUGAGAAUAAGACUGCAUUGCUGGAUAUUAUGAUGUGGUGACACAUGGUGCACAUCUGAGAUACUAAGCUUUGUUGUUUUUUAAAACCUCAGGUUUUCAUUUAUGAUAAUCCUUAACCAAAAGGCUUAUUUUAUUCAUUUAAAAGAGAUCAAAGUUCCCAUCCUCAGAUACUUAUUUUGAAGGGAUUACUGGUAUAAAGUACAGGAUACAAUGACCAAAAGAUUUUGUGUGACUGAGCCCUGCACAUGUUCCAGCGUGAGUGAUAGCCUAGAGGUGACAAUAACAAAAAUGAAAGUGGUUUGAUGAUUAGUCAGCCCUACAGAAGUACUAUGUUUCUGCUCAAAUCAUACAUAAUCUUGUGAUUGGUGUCACUUUGAGAUUUGUACGCACUUAAAAGCUGUGGCACGUUUAAUAUUCUCUGCACCGCUCAUCUCCACUUCUUUUUUUUUUCUUGGAAUACUUUUCUGUCAGCCACUGCUGCCCUGUGUAAUCCUCUCUUUCUUCAUGUCCUCUUAAAUGCUAUUUUGAAGGGUUUUUGUGGUGGCAGGAUUGCAACUGCAGCCUGGGAAAGUUAUUUCUUAUUUUUCAAUGUUUCUUUUUUUGUUAUCUAUUUUACCAGAUAAGGAAUUGGACAAAUUAUCAUUCAAAACCUUCUUUAGACCCCUUCAUCAGCAUUUUGUAGGUCAGACUUUAAACAGGCUUUUAACUUACUUCCUCUUCUUCUGUAUUUAUUCUUUCUCAGUUUUAGGAUCAUGUUUGAAGAUAAUAUGAACUUCCCUCCUAUUGGGAAGUAUAUUGAUCGCUGCUUGGACUUUGACAGGUUGGCAGGGCUGAGACUGUCUUACCUUUAACAAAUAUAACAAAGUCUAUGUUACUGUAAUACAGCAAGUCUGCACGUUAGCAUCUAGCACAUUUACAUUAUGGCUAUAGCUCCUGUAAUGAAGAUGCCUGCCCACAUAAAUCAGCCCCAUCGUAAAUUCCAGUUUGAAAGGGUUGUGGGAUUAUCAGGAGGAGGAGGCUUGCAAAACCUCUCAUCAAUCAAAGUUCAGCGUGGUCCUUCUUUUUCUUUAAACGUGGAAACAUCCCUUAUCAUGACUGUUUUUCAUUGGCUGCGUUGUCCUCAUUUCAAUCACUGUGAUGGAGAAGAGGCGGGGUGCGGGUCAGUAGCUCAGCUUAUCAGCACAUUCCUGCCCUCUUAUGUGCUCUGUGUGGGGCACUGAUAACUUCCACAGGGUUGAUUGAGUUCAGGGGCUGAUUUGCUGGUCCAUGUGUUCUGGACACACUUAAACCCUGGGUGUGACCGCAAACUGUGGGCUGUGGGGUGUGGAAAUAGAUACUGCACAUAUUGAGCCCAAAUGAAAGGUUUAGAUUUUAAAAUGUAUUUAUUUUUUGGUGGAAAUCGUUCUUGGAGAUAAAGAUGCAAUUUUCUCUUUUAAUAUACAAUUAGCAUUUUUGGUAACAGCAGCUUGAACACAGCAUGCUAAGUGCAAAACACUGCCUCAUGAAGUGGACCAUUUAGCAGGCAAAGGCCCACUUCUCACCUUACUGAGCUGGUGGAGACCAAAAACCAAGUUGUUAAGAGAAAGUUGUUUUGGCUUAGAUUCUCCAGGUGGAUGAAGUUUGUGGUCUUUAGUGCUUAGAUGUAGCAGUUCAUAACUUUGAGGUCCGAGCAAAACAACUUUGAAAGUAAUCAGUCACCUCCAGGGUUUUUCCUGCGUUCAAAAUUGCGUGGCGGCCGCCUCCACCUAAUUUUGUGCCGCCCCCAGUCAGAGCGAUUGAUUUCGCUCAACACAGCGUAAAGCUCCAGCUGUGUUGAUUGAGCGAUUGAUGUCCCGAUGCAGCAGCAACGUAUUUUAACUGCAGUUGCAGCGUUUCGCCACUAUAGAGGCGCUAUAUCAACAGCAGUGCACCGGAAAGACUUGAAGCAUCUACCGAAGAAGAAACGGAUCGAAUCAUGUUUUUUCAAGUGUUUUUCCCGCUAGUUGGUGCUAUCGGCGUCCUGAUUUUCCCUGGCGGAUGGUACAAACAGGUAAAUACUGCUUCUCUUUUUUGCAUCCAAGCAUGUCGUGUUUAUUUAAAAAAAAAGUUUACUCCGUUUUUAGCGUUGCAGAUAUGACAGGCAAAAUCAGCCAGUACUUUAAAAAGCGACCUCGCGAGGAGGAAAGUCAAGAGUCCAGGUGAAACACAGCAGAGAAAAAACGUAACAGGCAGUUAAAAUGCUAUAAUUCAUGUUGGUGACAACGUGGAAAUUUGUGUCAGGUCUGAAAGUACUUCACAAGGGACUGGUGAUCGCGAGGGUCAGAAUGCAGGACAGGACGAGUCGGCGAGGCGAGGGUAAUUAAUUAAUUAGUUUUCAAUUAGGAGCAUAACAACGCAAAGCCAACGUGUACGUGGUUUUUAUUCCUCUUUCCAGAUCUUCUCAAAAACACAGAGCCAGUGGCUUUGACAAGCAGUGGCUCAAUCAAUUUACCUGGCUCAGGCAUACUGAGGAAUGCAUGCACUGCUGUUUAUGCCAAAAGCACUGUGCCCCAACACAGCAGGCAAUUGCUGCCUCCUUAGUGAGACAGCCAUCAACCAACUAAGGGCUGGACACAUUAAAAAGACAUGAGGUGACAGCCAUUCACAAAGCAGCAGAAGAGAAGGAGAAAUAUAUUAAAGAUGGUAGUACCUAAAAAAACUCAACUAAUAAAGUUACAAAAAAUAAAUAACAUAGUUUAGAUAGUUUAAGAAAUAAUUGGUUGUCGUUUUUUUUUUUUUAGAGAGGACACUGCAGCGUAUACAUAUAUAUGAUUUAAAACACUAUCACUCUUCAUGUCUGUAUCAGAAUAAAAACAAAAAUACUUAAUGCAUGAUGAACUGUUUUGUUUAAGGUGAAGACACCUCUGCGGAACAGACUGAAGGAGAGGCACUUGGAUGUCUGUUGUAAGGUGGCCGUUGAUGGACCAGACCAGGAGGCCUUGGACUACAAGGAGUGCAUGAGGAGGUUCUACAGAAUGAAAAAGAGGAGGCUGAAAUGUUCUGUCUGGUUGUGAGAUGUGUGGAUGAAGUGUACUUUCAAUUUAAAGUUGCCAGCUGAUUUGUGUAUGUAUAUAGUUUUAAUAAAUGAAUGCUUUAACAUAAUAAUGGUCACACUCUUUUUUUGAACUCUUAACUUAACGUAUGUUGCCUGUAAAAGAAAGUGAAUCGGUUGAAUUUACAAAUACAUGCACGUCGUGGCGCACGGUCAGGAUGGUGCCACCUCCGCCUCAAUUUGAGCCAGGAAAAACCCUGACCUCUGUUUAUAAAUGAAAUCCAUAGCAGAGAUAAUUUUAUGUUUCAUGUCCAUGUAUCAAACGAAGUGUCAGUGUAACUAGAUACUUUAGAUAUCAGCCAAUAUUGUUCAAUUGCACUGAUAUGAACACUUUUUGUGUUAAGGCAUGGACAUUUUUGAACUGACAAUACUUGAUAAAUGAAAUUGUGUAUAAAGUGAGCACACGGUACACUUCUUUGGCAUCAAACAAGAAGUACAACCCAGUAUUAUAAUGGCUGAAACAUGACACUAUGGCGUUAUUGCACCUGUUUUUCACACCAUUUUCCACUUUUUUGCGCUUCUUAUCUUUCAACUUUUUAUGACAAACAAAAAACAAGUCCAGACAUUGAGCUUUAAAGUUAAUAAGAGCAGCAACCCCAGUUGUGUGAGCUAAGAGUCCUGUGAUGUUCUACAUAAUAAAAGAGAUCAAGUCAGGAGACGCUGCUGUUAAAAGCACGUACUGCACCUUGAGCCAAUGAGGAAUGCAUUUAUUUGGCAGAAUAAUCACACCCCUGUGUUCUGUAGUCAUGAAUUAAAUAUUAUAAUAGAAGACAUAGUAGUGGCUAAACUGCUGACUUGUAGUGAAUAAGGAGCUGGAGUUCUCCAUAUGCCUCUUUUAGUUGAUAUAGAAAUAAUUAAUUUGGUGGCCGGUGGGCAGAAGGUAGUAGUAGUGGGAGUGGAGAGAGCAAACCAUGUGUGGAAUCUGUCACCACACUCUGGUUCUCCUCUGAGGGAUGUAAAUUUAACUCGCCUCCUUUGCCAGUGGUGACGUGCUGUCUGUCAGGCUUGUCCAGCUCGAUCAUUAUCUUGACUGAUAGGUGGGAUGUCAUGACCCACUUGGCCUUGUGUGUAGUUAAACCCAUGUUCUGAUGAUGAAUCUGGGCCAAACACUUGUAAAAAAAAUGUGUCGCAUGUUUUCAUCCUCCCUCCUGUCACUACACUUUUAUGAAUGAUCGCUGUGUUUUUUCCUUUAUGAUUUUUUUGUCCUGUAUAGUCAUAGAAAUCUACACCAUCACAAGUAGAUUUGUCCUCAGCUGCCUCUUAACCUUGGAUACACACUGCGUUCAUUUGAGUGAUGGCUGCAGGGUUAUCUUCUGGUAAUGGGAAAGAUGAUACAGCAGCAUGUGCCAAUGAUACCCGUAAAGUGGUGUGAGUAAUAACUGUGCAAUCGAUGUCAAAAAUGUGGGUGAGCAACACUCAGUUGGGAUGUUAAACUAAGCUAACUCGAGCCGUUCAGUCGAAGAGUACAAUUCCACGUUUAUCAGACGUAAAUGCCGGCUGUUGUCUUCUCAGUAUGUCCGGUCACAAAGGUUGUAUUUUGAUAAAGGAGGCGCCCGAGUUUGUAGCAACAUCUGUUUGUCAUGUGUUUUCUUUCAGUGUUGAAGGGGAGGAAAACUGUUGUAGGUAGAUGGAAACUUUAUUAAUCCUUUGUGGGAAAUUUCACUUUAACGGCAACUUCAAUCACAAUCAGAUUAUAGUCAAAAUCAUAGUUUUUGGAGUCUUUCAGUGAAUAUGCAGAUUGACAAUCCUUCAGAUACUUAAAGUUGCCUGAGUGGAUGUUUGUGCAACCAUGCAGUGUGGUACUCUAUACAAAAUAUUGUGUCUCAGCAGUGAUAAGGCGACAUUUUCUUAUUCACAAAAACAAAAGUAAACAUUUUUGACCACAUUAUUUUUGUUUUUAUCAACCACUAAAUACUGCUUGUACGGAUGCUGAUGUAUUUUCCACUGAACAGAGCAGACUCUCCCGCAUGAUUCAUCACAAACUGUAGUAAACGGUUUCUAAUCAGUGUCGUUUUAUGUGCUACCAUCUGUCACACUUUCUCUAUUUGUGUAUUCAUUUGUUUAUCUAAUGUGGGUGUACAGUAACAUUGAUGCUGAAACAUUAACCAUGCACACACACCUCCCAGAUAAAGUGUACUUGGUGUUUUCUAGCAAGAUGCUAAUUUGUAACGCUUGUCCACCAAGAAAAUCCAGAACAGUGAAGGAGACAGUUUAGCAAAGCUGAUAAAAAUGUCCAAAAUGUCCAAAAAUAGAGGGCUAUAAACAGUAAAUCUUCUGAUGUGUGUGUCGUGUUGUUACAGAGGCAUUAGAUCUGCAUGUUUAUGAAAUAAACCAAAUACAUGUUCUGCUGCUGUACUAUGCUUACUGGCAGAUGUCAGGAUUUCCUGAGCAACUCGCUUCUUAAUAGGGCCGUUAAGUUCUUGUUUUUUAACCAGUUAAUUAUUUAAACUCUUUGUAAGAAGGGUGAUCAAAUAGUGAUGAUGUUGUACUUUGAAAAUAAGAAUUGUGGUGUCCUCUCCUGUAGUUUCUAAUGUAGUCAGUGUCAUGGUCUCACUGACACGAUAAACAUAAUCUAUGCAUGUAAUGCAGCACACCUGAGGAGGAGGAGGAGGUGCAUAUGCCCUCCAUACAAAGAGAAUUGAUAGAUCCUGCUCUGGUUCACCGUGGCGCUUCAAGGGUUAAGUCCGAUACAGCAGUUUACACUGCGGAUGGAUGUUCGCUAGUACAGAGGAGUCCCAUGCUGUAGCGGAACUGCAGAUCCCACACAGAUCGCUGCCAAGCUAGAGGGGAUUUGCUCCGAUCCCAUGAGCGUGCAAGAGGAGAGCUGGAGGGAGAGAGAAAUUGUGAGUGAAGAUGUUGGGAGAGGACACAGACCCGUUAGGGUGUAGCAGCGAGGUGUGUUUCAUAACCCCUCACCUGUGGUCGUAAUUUCAGCGGUUCACGAGCUAAGAAAACAGAAAGGAGAGGAAAGUGGGGGCGAGAAUCUCCUGGCGAUGAUUGGUGCGGUUCUGCACCGAGGCUGCUGAAGUGCGUCUGCUGGAAUCUCCUGCUGGAUUUACUGAGGAGUAGCUCGAGGUUGGAGAGGCUUUUGUGUGUGUGUGUCCUCUGUAGCGGCCAGAAUGAACUGAUGUAAGUACCUCUGACCUUCUCUGCAUCCACUUUAAUCUAAAUACUUUAGUAACAAAUCAAAGAGAUGUACACACAGUGCUCGAGUGUGUUAACCUUUAAAUAACACAAAUGUGUUGCUCUUGGCUGUAAUGGUCCGUAAUUAAGUUUUAUGUCACAUUGAAUAGAUUAAAUCUUUUGACCUUCUUAUCACUCGUGUAUUGCUGCAUCUCUCCUACUGCCCCCCCCCUCCAUUAGAGAGCCACAGCACAGUGUGUGCACAUGUUGUAUGUGCAUAGUGUCACUUGUCUCUCAGGGGACCCCCCCUUGAUGAGGGCUAAGGUAUGGGUUCUCAUUAGCAUUUGAAUAUGUUCUCGGAGGCAGGAGAGUUUUAGCAGUUGUCAGCACUCCACAGCACAUCCUUUUCAAUUUCUGAAGUGAUCAAUCAUCUUAUUCUACUUGUUUGCUGCUUCACCGCCAGCAGCCACAGCAGAGAGCCAUACUGUUUUUGUUUUCUGUCUUUGGCUGCUCUGCAACUUGCACAGUGUUUGUGUGUCGGUAUUCUGAUGGUACCCUUGUUGGACUUUGCAAUCUGUUCAUUGCUGGCAUGCUCAUCUUUGUGACAGUGUCAUCCAUGGCUGCAUUAAACGCUUGUGAGGCAAAUGAGAUGGGUUUCUUUCCCUGCCGGAAACGGAGACCCAUUAAGCUUUAUCGCUGUUCUUAUCUACGGGGAAUUUCUCUGGAGCUGGACUAAGAAACACCAUUUGGGUCUCGUGUAAGGAUAGUGGUAUCUGGCUUCAGUUGAAUCUGAAAUGUGGUGCAAUCUGCUUCAGCAAAAAGAAGAAAUGCAUCAUACUUAAGUUGAUGGUUUUAAAAAUGUCUCUACACCUCUGUGUCUGAUGUGCCCGAAUAGACAUGAAACAUCCUCUAGUGUAAUGCUUGUUCAGUUAGCCACAUAUAUUCAGUGUCCUUGUAAGGCCCUGGUUUUGUAAUGAAACUCGUCCUCCUCUCUUUCUUUCCCCUCAGGCCUUACAGACAAAUCCUGCGAACGGGCACUGGAGAGAAAGAGGAUGCAUUUCCUUUGCAGUGUCUUUGUUUCAGUCAGUCCGCGCUCUUUAAUAUAGCAGGAGGUUAUUAAACGUUCUCCAGUGUUGCUGCUGCAAGUUUCCCUUAAAUCACUCUGUUGCAGCAUCACAACGGCAGAAUUAAUGAGAGCUAUUUUUAGCUCCUUUGGUCCCAGAGCGGUCAAAAUUGAAUAAGGUUCUGCUUCAGCCCUAAACCAUAGUACUGCAUAAAAUCUAUUCUCUCAGUCAGAGAAUUGAACAGCCCACCAUUUUGCCUCCGUUCCCUCUGUGGGAGAAGUUUGAUUUGUUUUUUUGCUGAGUAGAGAGCAGGGGAGCCAGCACUCUUUAAUUUUAAUGAUACUCCAAAAUGAAUACAAAAUGAAAUACCAUCUUUGCGUCCCUCCUUUAGGGUCAUGUUAGGUUAGUUUUGUGAUGACUCAUUGUAUUUUAAGGGCUCUUUUUCUGAUUUACACCUUGUACCGAUAAACAGAAUCACUCCCUGGAGCAAAGCAGUUUCCUACACAACUGAAGAUGUCCACACUCAUCUCAAAAGUGUUUUCAGUCAAACUGUUUUCUGUUUUUGUUCUGGCUCAAGCAUAAAUUCUAGAAAUAGCCUAAGGAGGGCAGAGACAUGAGAGAUGGUUUGUAGAGCAACCCACAUAGAUCAGCUCUUCAGAGUUUUAGCAGGUAAGUGAAUAUUUGGAAAUAAAAAUAGUUGUCAGAAGGUGGGUUCUUUGCCAAAGUGGCUUGUGGAUUCGGCAUCAGCAGCCAAAAACUUCUAAUAUUCAGUUUUGGUGACUUUGCAUGAUGCUGCCAGGCCUCAUGACUAUUUAUUUUUGCCACUAUUUUACUUCUCUGGCUUAUUAGUAUCUUUUUACUAUGCACUACAAAUGUCUGCCUCAGAUCCUAGUAAUACUUCCCACAUUUACUCAUAAGUAAAUAAUUAGAAGCUUAUGGGCUGUCAGUAAGUAACCAACUAAAAGAGUUUAAACUCUUCUUCAUUGUUAUGGACGUUUUAUACAUUUAGUUGCAUUCUCUAUUGAUCAUAUAAACAACAGAAUUCAGCUGUGUGACCUCAGAAUAUGUUUGUGAGCAUAGAAAUAGAGUAACUACCUUUUUUUCUUUAUUUGAGUCGGUGCUCGAUCAGUAAUGCCUGGUAAGAGGUGCAGUGUUAUGACUCAUUUAUAAUAACGAUCCAUCCACAGACUGUAUGAUACACCAAUGUGGUGUUGGUGACAGCAGCCAUUUAUUUGUGAAGUUGUGUUUUGAAGCAGUCCACGGUGGUUGCUGUUUCAGUCAACCAUCCAGAGGUGGGCCUUUAACCUCCUCACUAAUAGCUACAGUGUGUGCGCCAGUCCGGUGAGUCAGCCGUGUCUGAUUUGCCAAUCAUGUAGCUUAAAUAUCCUUGAAAUGAGGGCAUUACAAGAAAAAUAAAAAAUCACUUCCUGCACAGUUGGUGAUGUGAGAGCCUUGAGCUCUGUGAUUUGAACCAGGCUUUAAACGUGUUUAUUUUUGCUCUAAAAACAGCAUUUUGAAAUGACUCUGUAUGUGGUUUGCAGUGCUUCUGCAGCUGGCCGCAGGGGGGCCUGAGUAACUGCAGUAUUUGACACUUCAGCACCUGGUUUAUUACCACUUGGUUCGAUCCCUCCCUUACAUAACCAAUCAAAUGUCAGCAGAUGCUAAUUCUAGUUUGAUUAAUGUUGGCUCUCGCAGGGCCCUACAAUCUCCAGAAAACACACAUGAAUGAUGAAGUCAACUGUAAAAUGCAGAGGGAAAUGUGGGUGUAUUCACAGAUUAAUGACAGUUGUUUCCUCUUCUUAAUCUAUACAAGAUCUUCAUCUGUUGUCACUGAUCCGGACCUUUUUAUAACAAUUGAAAAAUGCUGUAACUUAGGGCUGGGCGAUAUGGCCUCAAAUCAACAUCAAGACAUAUUGAGCAGUUCACCUCGAAAACGAUAAAUGGACGAUAACUACUCCAAAAGCUGCUAACCCCCUCCCACAUUAACUUCGUCUACUUCAGCCGCUCUUCCCCUCUUUGUUUCAGACUGGAUGGGGUGGAGUCAUGUUGUAGGACAGCAUCUUAAAGGGACAUGAGACCAUAGCCUACCUACACACAUCCAAAACUGACUUUUAUUUAUUUAUUUUUUUGACACCAAAUAUACCGAUAUGAGCAAAAUGACGGUUAUUGUCGUAAAUUUCGGUAUCAGUAAAUUUUAGUUUAAUUGCCCAGCCCUAGUAUAACCUAAUUAGAUUAUAGAUAUAGGGUAAUGUAUUUAAUUCUCCCUACAACAGACACCAGAGAUUGCAGCAUACUGACUGUCAUUUGGGAUUAAGUCAAGUGGAGCAAAAUUAUUUACAAAACUGAUGUGGUCUAUGUUUUUUUAAAGUAUAUUUCAUUGAUAUUCUGUUGAAUUUGAUCAACAUUCACUUUGGUAGAGUUCUUCUUCAGCAGACAGGCUUUGGCGGCUCAUUCUGCUGGGGUUAGCAGAACAAUCGUGUUGCUGACCAUUUGUGCUCUGACUCCACACAGUCCACUUCCACUCUGGUCCCUUUUCCACUCAGCUGUGAGAUCCAUCUGUGUGGAAGUCCAUCUGUGUUGUAGAGCUGGCUCCCAAAGUCGCCUGGUUGCACCCCCCCCCACCCCCCCGAGCAUGACCCAUGUGACAUGGUGUGUCUUGGUUGUGGAGUGGCUGCCAGCCCUGGCUCUGGCCUGUGGCAUGAAGCUUCUGUUGGCACCAGUUGUCAGUGGCCAUAAAGGACAUUCAACAACAUGUCCACAAAAGUCAUCAGUCACUGGAUGAUGAUGGUGUAGUGAACAAACUUUACACAGGAGUGCUGUCGAGUCAACAGCCUUAUUUACUUUCUGCUAUGUUUACUUUUGAGACUCGUGCCUUUGGAUCUGAAUAGAGCUCUCCGAUGUUGGUUUAGUGAGACCUCAAACAAAAAGCAGGAGAAUUGUUCUGUAAAGAUUUGUUACUCAUCUUUGUCAACACUGCAGAUGCUUUUCUAUAAACUCCUCUAAAGUAACAGUCAUGUGUUUGUUUUUGGCAAAUGUCAGGCAAUUAGUGCGGACUGUAUUUAGCUGUGCAUGUGGAAGCAAGUAAAUAGCGCCCCUCUAAAAAAGCCCUUUGUUCCUACAUUAAUUCAACCAUGUCUUUUCUUUCAAACCUCCCACAGUUGAGAGGAACCUUCAGACACGGCCUAAAAAAUGUCAGGCCACUCGAACAACACCACACUGUGCCGCCUCUGUUACCAGAGCAACACGCUCUGCAGGAGCAGAAAGCAAAAUUACAUCCCUUCAUAGUGAAAGGUGUGUGUGUGUGAUGUGUGUGUUUGUGUGUUAGCGAGGGGUACAGGAAGGGUAGCCGAGGGACACAUGCAAAGGAUCAUGGUAAAUCUGUUUUGUUUUUUUCUUCCCUCUUGAAUUCUGUUUGUUUGAACUCCAUUUCAGAUUCCUCCUCUUUUGCUCCAUUUAGGAUUUUACAUGCCGUUAAUUUUAUGGAGAUUUAUUUGUAUUGGAUUGGCACUGAGUAAGCAUCCUGUAAUCACAUUUUCCAGUCAACAAAUUCACUUUUCCUCACGACCACAUUACAACACGGGGCCUCAACGUUAAAGGCUUGUGUGCAUGUUUGUGCUGUGCUGCCUAUAAAGAAUUUCUUGAAGUACAAAUGUCGACUGGAAACAAGUACCUCCUAAAACUUUGCAGUUUAUUGGCAAACCAUCUAUAAAUUCAGACAGAAUGUCAGAGUUCUUUGCAUCAGCGUUUUCACAGUGCAUAUCCAAAAGACAGGGGGCAUAAAUCCUCCUCCCCAAAGAGCAAACUUUCUAGUGAGAAUUCAUGCCUCUGCUUUCAGCGGUCUUGUUAAUAUUCAGAUAUCUUUCCCCCCCUCCUCUCUCAAGUGCAGUGUAUUCAGCGGAAAAGGCCAUGGGGGAGUUCCACCCCUUCAAACUUUUGUUCUCCCCCCUUCUUGUGCGAGACCCGCUAUAAGCUUCUCGAGGAGUUUGUGACUGUUGCUGCCAAGCUGAGAACGUCAGGGGCCACCUGCGGCCACUUAUUCAGCUGCUGGUAUUCACAGACACUGGCUUUCAUUUGGCACUUGGCCGACAGGUCACAACACACAUUAAGGAUGAUGUGUUGAAGGAAGCCGGGGUACUGUAACAAAUAACAGGACGGCAGCAGCAGAGACAAUAGGCUGGACUGUUGUGUUCGACUGAGGUUUCCUGUCAUACAAAUGCAAAAUGGACAGUGUUGAAAGGGUUUAUUUCUAUUUUGCCUGUGACUCAUAUAAGAGUUAAGCAGCAUUAUCACCUCUGGAAACUUGAUAGUCAAACUAUUAGCAGGUUGUCACGCUGAUGUGUUGCUUGUUAAUCCUCAACAUGAGCUGUUCUGACACUCGCAAGUUGUUCAGAGCCUGAAGCUGCAAACAAGAUGGUUAUAAUGACAGCCCGAGGUCCGAGCUCUGAAACUGAUCUGCUUUUAACAUGCAAUUCAUUUUGUCAUCACACUUUAAUGUGCCGGAACAUGAGAUCCCUCCUCCUGACCUGCUCCCUGCCAAAGGGACCGUACUGACAGAGAAAUCACCAGCAAAGCAGGCAGGGAAGUGUCUGAUAGUCCCACCUAUUAAGGUCACAGACCCGGGAUCACUUUACCUGACAAAUGGGGGUUAUUGCAUUAGGUGCAGUGAUUUGGUGUGUAAUUUUCUCGAAGGGAUGGACCUGAUAGUAUUUUAUACGCAGUCGUUGAAUGUCUAAUGUGUCGUGAGAUUGUGGCAGAGGUGAAAUGAUACAGAAGGAGAGAUAAGAUAAGAAGUGAGCUGUGGGGCGCAAAAGAUACUGCUGACCCAACAGCUGAAGGAGUCGACCUUCAUCUUCUCCUUCCUGGUUGUUAAUGUGAUGGAGGGUGUGCUUGAAUUUUAAACACCAACCCUCAGCAUGGUCUCAGCGUAUUAAGCAGGGGUCUCAUUAUCGGAUGAUUAUAAUUCAUGCACUGUAAACAUCGGUUCUCAUACUGUAAGGCAGAACAUGUGUUGUCUGUUUAGAGAGGAGUGAAUGAUCUACAAAUGAAACCAAACACAAUGUGAGGUCUGUGCAAAGAGAACAAAUUAAAACCUGAAACUAGGUCUGGGUGAUUUGGCAAAAAAAAAUGAUCACGAUAUAUUUUGUCAUAUCGUCUGAUCUCGAUUAUCAUCACGGUUUUAAACUGCCAGUUUUAAAGCAUUGGCACUAAAAAAAGAAACUAGAGAUUAGUGCUACAUUUUAUUGACAUAUUUUUAACCCCAAAUAAACAAACCGCCCCCUCAGGGAUAAUGAAGAUGCCUUAAAUGUAAACAUUAGAUGAUGGAUACGUAGAUAAUAUGAUUGAUUGCUGCUUUGGUCUGGUUGCUGCACCGCUAGAUGUAGCUAAACUGCUAAUGCUACUUGUGCCAGCGCCAGUGGCAGCCUGUGCAGACUCAGCUCGUAUUUUCAUGCUUUCCGCAUAAUCACUUGGGAAGCACUUCUUCAAAUGAUCAAACAGAUUUGUCGUGUUGCCGGUUUUUGAGAGCACUGACCACCAACAUACCUUGCUCAUCGGCUUGAUUGCUCGAUGCCACUUUGGAGAUACCAGAACCACCGCCACAUGACCGACGUUGAAUAACUUUUCUCAACAAUGGCAUCUUCAGAGGAUGAUUCAAGGGCUAUGUUCACACUGCAGGUCAAUUUCGAUUUUUUUAACCAUAUGUGACACAUAUCUGAAUUUUUCAUCUAAGUGUAAACAGUGCAAUUCUGAUUUUUCAAAUCCGAUACAGGCCUCUUUUGUAUGUGGACAUAAAUCGGAUAUGUAUCCGAUGUGACUGCAGUGUGGACGCCCAGGUCGCGUUCAUCCGACCUACACGUCAUCAAUAUGUUGUAAUGUGAACGACCGCACAAAAAGAUCGGAUUUAACAAAAAAUCUGAAUUGUGCAUCAUAACCUGCAGUGUAAACGUAGCCAAAGUAACGGAUGACAUCUACUUUGCUGCCCUCAGCUCUGCUUUUAGCUCCAUGUUUGUUCAUUCUGUUUUCAGAAGUGAAAAGCUCGACUCUGAUUGGCUGUUGUUGCACACAUUUCUGCUAUGUUUGAUCGAGUAAAUAUGCUCACAAACUGAAAUUUAUCCCAAUUAUUAAUCACGAUCAUAUAAUCGCCCAGUCCUACCUGAAACACAUUCAGCAACAUGCUUUGUGCAGUUCUGUGUGUUUGUGGUGACUCUAUCAGUCUGCAUCUUUAUUCAGUUGUACUCCUGAGGAGGAACACAGAAACAAAAACACUCGUCCUGCUUCAGAGAAACUCUCCGCUUUGUUGAGUGGAAGUGGGCUCUUCCUGUGUGAUGCUAUUUUUGCAUUUUUUCCAAAUGUCUGUGCUCUGAGACUGUUCACGCUUGAUCAUUUUCAUUCAAUGUUCUCCCUGUGUGCUGCACUUCUUUGUGGGUUUCCUCACUGUGUUUGACGGGGUGUUUUACUUCUCACAAAACCUCUUAAGUGGCUGUUGUUUAAACAUAAUGCAGACGUAUCGAUUGCACUUAAUGUGCCUUUAAGCAUAAGUGUGCAUGAUAUAAUGGCUUUUAGAUUGUGCUUACAGCAUCCACAUCAGUCGCUCCAAAACGAUGAUGAUGGAUCAUCCCGUAGCAGACUUUGAAAAAUUAAAUUCACAGUUGUGGUUAAACGCUGCUGCUGCGCUGUUUCUAUUUUAAGAACAAGAUGGGUUUAACACUAGGAGCUCGUACGCAGACAGUGUUUCUAAAGCAAGAAUGAAAUCAACAUAAUAGGGGUUGAAUUUCAAUGGAAGUGAUCCGAAAAGAAGUGCAUGACACAGCCUGACUUUUACGACUUUGAUUGGGAGUAAUUUUCUCCAAUAUGUGCUUGAGCAACUUGUUUUAAACAUCAAAAAUGUCAAGGCGUCCAACAAUCCCCACAGAAUACCCCAGAUUGUUUUUACAUCGUUUAAGAACUACAACAGCAAGAAAAGACCAGAGCUUAUCCUGAACAAGACAAGAAAAACAACAAAACAAGAAUGAAUUAGCAUCACGAUGAAACAAGCUCAGCCUCAAUCUUUUCAUAUCUAUUUACAUGUAUAAUCGUACACAUUUAAAGUUUGAAUAUUGCCCCUUUUUUGGGCACAACCUUUUUUUUUUUUGUUCACCUACAGAAACUUUAUCAAUAUCUGUGAGCAGAAAGUCGCCAUCUGCCUCAGCCAUGCCUCUGUCUCAUCCUGAAGUCUACUCACUUUACCUCAUCUUACCUCUGCAAGCACGCUCAGAGAGAGUUUAUUUUGAUAUCAUUUGACAGAAAUGUCGGGAUUUAAAAUUCCUUCCAUCAGAUUUGUUGCUGGACGAAAGAUAUUAAUUCUGGUUCAGUUACUUUAAAUAAUCCCAAAAAACUUGUUAUGUAGGAUUGUUUCCAUCAGAGCAAAGAAGACUUUGGGUCUCAGAGGAUUUAUUAGCCGGCUGCAAUGAAGACGUCAAAGACUUUCACAAGGACGUUUUAAUGUUGCGUUACUCAAGGACACUUUGGCGGAACACAUGACUCCGCUGGUGACUGAUUCUGUGUCUCUUUUUGUCACAAGACUGUUGCCUCUUUGGAUCCCAAUCUGUCGUCCGUCUUGUGUUAACCACACUGUUCUCUAUCUCUGUCUUCCAGAGCGCAGCAAUGGAGGAGACUGUCAUUUGGGAACAGCACACAGUAACACUACACAGGGUAGGUUUGUCUUAUCCUCCUUCAGAUGCUUCUUAAAUCUGUCCCUGUUUUGUCCUGGCGUCUCUCUCUCUCUCUCUCUCUCUCUCUCUACCUCCUCUGUUUUGCGAUCUUUUCUUCCACCCCCACCUCUGUAUUUUUCCUCCCUUCAGUUUCUCCGAUCACAUUAUGUUAGUGUACUCACUGUGCACACAGUUGCAGGUGGAACAGAUAGAACAAAGGAGUCAUCACAGUGCUUUUCAUCUCUCCAAUGAUUUUCACCGCAGAGCCUAACAACCUGAAAAAAAAAAAAAACAGCAUCUGGUGCAUUUUGCAUUUGGGUCUUUUUUUUUGUCUUUUUUUGCAUAUGUCAUACAGAAAAGAAGCUAACUCACUCAGCGCUUUGUGAGAGAAACAGUCUAUGGUUUUUACAGUUCUCUGUCAUUAUGAGAAAUUGAUUAAAAGACGGUCAACUCUUUCUAUUUGAACCCUCCCUCUUUACAUUACAUGUAUAACUUUGGUGUGCAGACAGCUAAAGCUCAUUGUUAUCUGCGUUUCCCCUGUGAUUUUCCUCAGGCACCAGGGUUUGGCUUUGGAAUAGCCAUAUCAGGAGGUCGGGAUAACCCUCAUUUUCAGAGCGGCGAGACCUCCAUUGUCAUCUCAGAUGUGUUGAAAGGCGGCCCGGCUGAAGGCCUAUUGCAGUAAGAUUUUGUUCCAAUACGGGCAGACGGUUAUUAGUAUUAAAUUACCCUGGCUGCUACAGAAAGACUCCAGCAUGUCUCUAAUCUCUGCGUCCCCUCUCCAGGGAAAAUGACAGAGUCGUUAUGGUCAAUGCUGUCUCCAUGGACAAUGUGGAGCACGCAUAUGCGGUGCAGCAGCUUCGGAAAAGUGGGAAAAUUGCCAAAAUUGUGAGUGUGAACAUCCCAUUAUGUAUCCUCGCAGGAAACGUGUACCAUUGGUUGAAAGUAAAGCUUGAAUUCACAGCGACAGUGUCAGGCUUCUCUUAAAGAUUUUAUGGUCAAGAGAUGAUUGAAUUAUCUGACUGCUGCUCACAUCUCACAUCUGUUUUUGUUUGAACCAGACAAUCAGACGGAAAAGGAAGGUACACGUCCCCAUGGGCCGCCUCGGGGAGCGGGAAACCAUGUCAGAGCACGACGAAGAGGAGGACAGCUACGAUGAAGAGAUAUACGAGACGCGGAGCGGACGCAGCGGUGCUUACAGCGGAGUGGGCGGAGCUAUGGGUAGAAGAAGCGGUCGGAGCAGCGGGCGAAGGGACAGGGAACGAGAGCGCAGCGGCUCGCGUGAGAGAAGUCUCUCCCCACGCGGAGACCGCCGCUCACACAACCUGCCCCCACGCCCCGCCAAGGUCACGCUCGUCAAAUCUCGCAAAAAUGAAGGUGAGGCUCACAAAGUCGGGGCUAAAGAAGGUGCCUCGAGGGGAAAGAUGUAACAAUCAAGAAAAUCAGCUGCCAACAAUUACCAGACAGGCAGACCUUUUAGAAGAGAAUAAGACCUCCAAAUCAGCACUGGUCAGCUGCCAGAGUAAACAAAACUUGCCAGCCGCAGCAAAAUCCAAGUUAACUCAAGUAAAUCUAAGUCAAAGAGCAAUUAAUCUUCUUUAAUCAGUACUGUUAAUCCCAGCGGGAGCGGAGGCUUGACAGUGUAGAGUCGAUGUGGAGUGGUCAUGUGAACUCUGUGCUAACAUGGUCUUUGUUGCUGUUGUUCACUCUGUAAGCAGAAUAUGGCCUGCGCCUGGCCAGCCACAUCUUUGUGAAGGACAUUUCCCCUGAGAGCCUGGCAGCCAGGGACGGCAACAUCCAGGAAGGAGAUGUUGUACUGAAGGUGAGGGGGAGGGGGCAAGAAGCAAAGCAAACAUAUGAUAUGUAACUAAAUAUCUAACUUGAUCGAUGCUGUUAUCUAUAUUUUUUUAUCAGUCAGAGGGAAGAAUUAAUUUUCUUCUAAGUGGAUGUUUUUUUGUUUUUUUUUAAUUUAUAUAAAACUGAACCCUCCCCUCUGCUUAUCUUCGGCCACCCUAUAUUUUAUAGACUAUAUUUUAGUCUAUUUACACUCCCAGCACUUCCAGCAUAACAGCACUUCCAGUUACAACUGCAUGUGUUUGAUGAUACUAAGUUCUAUCACAUUUUGAAGAACAUAGGAAGUUGCUUCAUUAUAUCUCACACCACACUUUUCUUUCAAUGUCAAAAAUAAGAAAUAAAAAGUUAAUGAUUCAACAUUAAUGUAAAGAAUUACAAACUUUCCUUUUUAAUCUACACGACCAAGUCCAGCCGAAUGUUUUUGUUUGAUUUGUCCUCUGGAUUUUGCUCUUUUUUACAGCUUUAAAAAUCGAUGUCACCCCAACAAACAAGAUCAGUGUUGUUGUUAUUUUCCAUCUGAUCUUGUGUCUUCAAAAAUGUAGCUUGCAGCCUAAACUUAACUUCUCAUAUGACAAUUUUAUUGCCUAAAACAGAGAAAAAAAAAAGACAUCUUUUGUUUGAUUUCUCUCGCUAUGUUAUUUGAAUUUCAUGGCUUUUCUGUCUACUGUCGUGGCAAAUAGCCUCUCCUUCUGUUUUUUUGCAGAUCAACGGCACAGUGACAGAGAACCUCUCCUUGAUAGAUGCCAAGAAGCUGAUAGAACGGUCAAAGGGCAAGCUAAAAAUGGUGGUUCAGAGGGACGACAGGGCGACCCUGCUGAACAUCCCUGACCUCGAUGACAGCAUUCCCUCAGCCAACGCCUCUGACAGAGACGGUGAGAGUGGUGUUAAAUGUUGAAUUCAUUCAUACUCCAGUGGUUUUGAAACGCCCGACUUGUCAGUGUGUAUUUCACGCUGUACCGGCUAAACGAUCGCUCUUCUUUGAUCAGACAUUUCAGAUAUUCAUUCACUGGCAUCCGAUCAUUCCAAUCGAUCGCAUGACAGACGCCGUAGCAGCCGUUCCCGCUCCCCAGACAGAAGAUCUGAACCCUCAGACCACUCAAGACACUCGCCCCCUCAAAUCAGCAAUGGAAGGUAAAGACUGUCAGUUUACACAUUUAAGAUCAGAGCUCUUUUUUAGGCCUCAGUUUAUCUUCCACUCUCUCUUUUUGGUUGUUUUAAAAUAGCAGAAAAACAGUAAAAGCACCAAAGCCGUGACAGCUGACCUUACAAAGAUACUAACAGUAUCAACAAAAUCUGAUCAUUGUAAAUAACCGCCCCUGAAAUGCUUUAGAGUUAAUGUUUUUUUUUCUUUGUACUCGAUUCUGAGUUAAUAUAAGUAAUCAAUACUUUACUCUUGAUAAUUGGCUGAUGGUUGAAUCACAUUUUCAGGGUUGGAUCCCUGAAUACAUCUCCAGCUGAAGUUUAUAUAAUUCGAUUUUCAGGGUUCCUACUAAGUUGAACUUUCCAUACUUUUCCAGACCCUACUUUUUAGGAUUAUUUCUGGAAAUACCUACUUUUCUAUUUUAGAAAACAGUAUCUUUUUACUGUGGUAAUAGUAGAUUUUAUUUUUCAUUUACCAAACUUUUUAAGACCUGGAAAUUGAUCAAAUUACUUCCAUACUUUUCCACACUUGCGUAGGAACCCUGGAUUUUGCUGUUUUUUAUUGUCUCACUCAAUUCUUUUACUGAUCAAGGAUUUUGUCUCUGUCACAGACUUACUAUCCUUUGUUGUUUUGACUGAAUAAUUAACACAAAAAAUAACUUUAAAAAAUUUUUAUCCCUGUAUUUGUUUUAAAAGCUGUUGUUCUAUCUGUCAGAGUUUAGUUUCGGUUCUUUUGUUGUGGGUUAAAACCCGCCAUCGUCAGCCCAUUCAGCACUUCUGUACUGUAAUCGUGUCUAAAAGUACCUCAUUAAUUCUUUAUUUAACUCAAUAAAGCACCUCAGUUGUUCCCCUGCCUAUUGACCUGAGAAUAAUAAAAGUCACUGUUAAGCUGCAAAAGAGACAAUCCUGGUCAAAAUUAAGGCUGAAGUCCACGUCUGCUCUGCUCAGUGUAAGUGUCAGGUGCUCGGCCCGUAUAACUGAGUGUCCUCAGCUGUUCACAUCAAAGCUUUUUUGGAUGCUAUAACUGCAGAGAUUACGUAAUGUGUCAGCUAUGAAAGUCCUUAACAAAAAGGCUUUAAAAAAAACAUUGAAUAUGGACUCAAAUGCUCACUUUUUGAUUUGUCUGCCUUUUGUAUUCCUUCUAAACUUAAACAGCUGGAGAAUACCGUAAGUUUGUUGCCAUUGUCUAAUGUGAUUAGUAAUUAGAAGUGGUCCUGUAUGAUGAAUAGAUUUAACGUAGUUUUGUAGAAAAGUAGUUCUAGUCUGCAGUGUUAGAAAUUUAACAAACUACUCCAAAAUCACUCUCACCCUUGCCGUGAUAAAUGAAUAAAUGGCGCAGCGAUUUGAAGGCUCGCGAAAACUUGCUGAGGCUUCGUUAACCCGCAUCAAUUAUUUAGUGGCAUCUCAUGUUUUGACUUGAGGUGCCAGUCCUGUUGAAAUAUCACAGGGGUCCUUGAAUGUUUUGGUUUGGCAAACCGCAUGUUUGGCUCGGAGACAAUAUGGCUCAGACACUGAUGGAACAGAAGACUGUCACCAUCUCUGUGUCAGCUUUAGUCCAAUCUUUCUCUCUAUUGUAUCUGUACAUGUUCUGCUUUGUAAUGCUCAGUUAUUUAUUUCAUAUUUUUUUAAAUAGUAUUUACAAUUACAGAAGGAGCAACAACUUUUUAUAGGUCUUUACUUUUGAAAUAUCUAGGCUAUUUGAGCAAUGUUUUCCUUAAAGUGUUUGAAUAAUCAAAGAGGAGACGCCAAGACAGGACGUUUUUGUUCAUCUGAACCUGAUCUGUAGCCUGUGACCUGUUCUCUGAGUUGAGGAAGUUGGCAGCUUUAAAAAGGGUCUCCUCCAGCGUGGGUUGAGAAAAAGAUUUUGUUCAUCUGUCGCCAGCUCAAACAGGGUCAUUUGUGGGUGCUUAGCCGCUCAGUCUGUGAAUAAAGCAGUAUGGUGCCAGUAAAGUUGGACCAGUGACCAGCCAUGUGACCAGCAGGUUGGACUCAAACCACUUGAAAGUGAAAACAUCUCUCUUGACUUCUCUUCUGAAACACUUGCAUCACAGUAGUUUUCAAAACCGAGGAAAGUGCAGCUAUCACACAGGGUGAGUGUUACAGUUUACACAGCAUUACUGCUUUAAAACUGACAUCCAGGUGAAUCCUUCACUAAGCCACACAGUGAAAUUCACCUGUAGGACAAAGUCCAGCCUGUCACCGUAGAUAAGCUGCCCUAAAAAUAGAGCACAAAAGAAAAAGACAAAGUAGUGCCCUUGAAGACGAAGAUACAGCCUCAAACUCAAGCUGCUCUUUUCACCUGUUUCCCUUUUCUCCGCCUGUGCGUGUCCUCAGUGAAAAAAAAAUUCAGAGUCCGAGUUUUUGAAUAAGCGGUGUACAGACUUUGAACUGAGUGUUGUCAGGAUAUUGUUGCCUUACAGCCCUCUGCUCGCCUCCAAGCUUUACAUCUCCUGAAUACACUAUUUAUAAUCUCCUGUUUUCCUUUUUAUAAAGCUAACUUGGACACAAACAUCUAUUUUUGUCUGCAGUCACAGAAGUCGGGAUGAUGAACGAAUGUCAAAGCCGGCUUCAACACCAGCCAAGCUGGCAGAAGAAGUUCCUCUGCCCAAGCCGAAGGAGCCAGCUAUUGCAAGAGAAGAGAAAGCGCUCCCUCCACUCCCAGGUCAGUGAGAUAACAACAACAGAUGAUAAGGAGACAGUUAGCAGCAUCCGUAUGUGUAUGACAGAGAAUUAUUGGUGAAACAAAACUGCUUUAGUUGUUUGAGAAUGUGCCAUUAAUGUGUGGUUGAACAUUACAAGAUUUUGAUCAUGUAAGAGAAUCUUGUGUGAAUCAGUCACUUUUGCCCUUUUUUUGUUUUUAUUAAAAGAACAACUACAAAAAAAUGAGACCCAGCCGCCUGCUGAGCCUGACUGAGUUUGCCUUAAGCCAAGUGAAAAUAAAGAGUAUGAGUUGAUCAAGUCUGACAUCCCUCCCCAGCCUGUAGCACUCUGCUGCCUUUCUGUUUGACCUCCUUGCUCGGGACACUCUGUGCCUUGUGUAUGUGUGUGUAUAUGUGCGUGUGUGUGUGUGUUCAACCGUCUGUGUGAUAAUACUUUGCCUGUGUGUGUGUUUUUAUUGGUGCACUUGUCUCAGUUAAACACAUGAAUCUACAGUGUUGUUAAGUUGUGACAGUAUUUAGGCAGCUGUUUUUCAACAUAUUUAAAUAUAAAGUCUAAAAUGUAUUUUUGUUUGUUUGUGUGUGUUUGCGUGUCUCUAUGUGUGUGUCUUUUGUUCAGAGCCGAAGCCGGUGUAUGCUCAGCCUGGACAGCCAGAUGUAGACCUGCCAGUCAGUCCCUCUGAUGCCCCUGUGCCAAGCGCUGCCCACGAUGAUAGCAUCCUUCGGUAAGACUGAUGUUAUUCUUUGACGCACUCUUCUCACAUAUCGAAUUCUUCUUGUUCAUCCUGCGGGUUAUUAUCGCCUUAGCGCAGGAUACUCUGGAUGCCGAGAGCUCAGACUUCGAUGCUGUAAACAAAUAUGUAUCUUACAACAGUGGUUGGACCGCAAGUCAAUGAAACAGCUCUGAAAGGACAAGUUGAAUCGCUAUCAGUGUUUUUAAGCAUCAUAAAUAGUAUUUAUUCCCUUUGUAUAUAAUAAAAGUCAGACAGAAUCUGUAUUUUUUUCCCACAGUGCAUUUCUCUUUCUUUGGUUUUGUGAGCUCACCCAGUGAACCCUCACCGCGUCCACAUGGACUUGAGGAGAUAUCGUCCUUCGAUUCACGGCAAAGAAAAAACUUUUCAUUCUCUCUUCUCAGGCCAAGUAUGAAGCUGGUGAAGUUCAAGAAGGGGGAGAGUGUGGGGCUGCGGCUGGCUGGGGGGAAUGACGUGGGCAUCUUUGUCGCUGGAGUGCUAGAGGACAGCCCAGCUGCUAAAGAGGGCCUGGAGGAGGGCGACCAAAUUCUCAGGGUGAGAUACUCUCUUUUUUUCACACUAAGUUUAUAACCUGAUAUCUUAAAUCCAGCGGUUGUUUUUCAUUUAUAGAACUGUAAAGAGAAAACUACAAAAGAACCAAGAGUUUUUACUUAAUGCACAGAAAGAGGUGUUUCUUCAUCUUACUGGAACAACGGGAACCUGAUAGUGUCUUAAAAAGGAAUGUUUUAUGGGGAAUGUGUCUUCAAGCUUUCCUCUUUUUUAUUCAUGGUUUUUACACACUGCCUGCUUCAAAAUUCUUGUACCUCCAGGCUGGUCUCUUAGCGAUGGCCCCAGGGGAGCACACACAGAAAAACACUGUUUCCUCUCACUGUGUUUGUCCCAUUUCCUCAAAGCCAUAUAUCUCUCUGUUUAUACCUCCUCCUCUUUUCUCCAAGAAUAAUGAGGGAUGGUUUGAGUUCUUGCAGUGCUGCUAAACCUGCAGUUACCCGGGCAAUACAAAGAACAGGAAGAGUUAUGUAAAUCUUUAUCUAAAGAGAGGUUAAUACUUUCUGGACAACAAGGCUAACUUCUCACUUAAAUUUUAAGUCCUAGAUAAGAGUUAAGAUGAAGCGUGAAGCAGUAACUCCUGUCUUCCCCAAUUCCAGGUAAAUAAUGUAGAUUUUGCAAACAUAAUCCGAGAGGAGGCGGUGCUGUUCCUUCUAGACCUUCCGAAGGGUGAGGAGGUUACCAUUCUCGCCCAGAAGAAGAAAGAUGGUAAGUGAAGUGAGUAAGGAGUAGAGGAAUCUCAUUCAUCCGUAAAAGUGAAAGUCUCUGUGUGUUUCUGACUCGAUUCUCUUUUGUUGUUUAGUGUAUCGACGGAUCGUAGAGUCAGAUGUCGGGGACUCUUUCUACAUUCGGACACACUUUGAGUACGAGAAGGAAUCUCCCUACGGGUUAAGUUUUAACAAGGGGGAGGUCUUCCGCGUGGUGGACACCCUCUAUAACGGCAAGCUAGGCUCUUGGCUGGCUAUUCGCAUCGGCAAGAACCACCAAGAGGUGGAGAGGGGCAUCAUUCCCAACAAGAACAGGUGACAGCGCCCUGACCGAAAUGUGUUCCUGCUGUUUGGAGUUACCCAUAUUGUUCAGUAAAAUGAUGUUAUUUAUCAGUUAUUCAAUCAUGUAUUUGAUAUCGUUUUAUUUGAUUUACAUCUGUGAUUAAUCGUGGUACUUUUUCAUGUGGUCAACAAUUUUAUUUAUGAUACAUUUAAAAUUUGCUGCAGCUGUCCAAGUGCUGCACAGUACACUGAAAUAAUACACAAGAUCCAAAGAUACCAAGUGAAAAAAUUUGACUCUAAUGUGCUGCUCAGUCUUUUCAAACAGUUUGCAGGAGGACUCUGGUGUCAGAACAUGAAAGUACGGCAUGUUUCAUGGGGAGACUGUAGAGCUGACAGGGGUCAGAUUUUGCAGGUUCUGAAGUUAAGGGGCCUUUGCUUUGAAAGAGCAGUCACCUCUAAGCCUAGAAUUGGAAUGGGGCUGCCAGGGCACCCAUGUCAGAUGGUCUCAGAGGCCUGCAGCUUUCGAAAAGGCUCAGGAGGUCAGUUAUAUGGAAGAGGGCAAUCAUUAUGGGGCUUUAUAAAAACAAACAACAUAACCAAACCUGAGGCAUAUGGGAAACCACUGAAGAAAGGCUACAGUCACACUGACAUGAUCCUUCCUCCUGGAACCAGUCAGAAGCCUGGCUACGGCAUUUUGGACCUGUUACAGAGGGGACAGGGACUACUGGCUGAUCUCACCAUAGAAGGGGUGACAUUAAUGGAGGGGAGAAAAGAUGGAAUAUGAAAGUCACUGAAACAGAAAUGUGUUUUUAUCCCUGAGAUGGCUCUAAUCUGAAAGAAUCUGGUUUUCACAACCACUUUGAUCCAAUAGAAGAUCAAUGGAAGGUUUCCAGCAUGAGAACGGACAUUUGACCCAAGGUACUGGAGACCAGUUAGAUGAUAUGACAGUCAUCUAAAAUUAUGGGACAUCCAGGUUUUUAUGUCUCCAAGUCAGUCUGAGAGGAUUUUUAAGAAUAUUGGAGUAUUUGUUUUUUCCUUACAGUUUGAUAGAACCAGGGAGUUUUGUUUACGAGUUUUGUGUCUAUAAUCUCGCCCACUCAAGCCGCAGGAUUAUUUAUUAUCAGUUGACUCGGUCAAAUUGCCUUUACGUCUGAAAAAGUGCCACUCUGGAUAAAUAUUUCUCCUAGUAUUAGACAAUCAGGUUCAAUAUGUAAAUUAAAUUAGUUGUGAUUUUCAUCUUCACAUUUUGUCCUCGGGUAUUGGCAGUGUUGAUUUAAUCCGUUCCAAGUUUGUGACACACACACAGCUUGUGUUACAUUAUGAACCGUCCCUGUCCUUCUGCUGUCCAUCAACAGAGCGGAGCAGCUCUCCAGUGUGCAGUACACUCUCCCCAAAACAGCAGGCGGGGAUCGGGCCGAUUUCUGGAGGUUUAGGGGUCUUCGGAGCUCCAAGAGGAACCUGAGGAAGAGCAGGGAGGACCUCUCCUCUCAGCCAGUCCAAACAAAGUUCCCAGCUUAUGAGAGAGUUGUACUAAGAGAAGGUGAGGGAUCUUCACACGUAUGUCACAGCCAGACUGAAACUACUUUCUUCAGGUGUAAAUAUUUUGGGGGUUUUUUUCUGUGCAGCUGGUUUCCUGAGACCUGUGGUGAUAUUUGGGCCCAUCGCUGAUGUAGCCCGAGAAAAACUGUCCCGGGAAGAGCCGGAACUUUUUGAGCUAGCAAGUAUGUUUGUAAAAAAACAGAAGAGAGCAUGAACUGACAUGACAGUUACUCUGUUGGUCCUCGAGUCUGUUCUCCUGCAUCAACCCCUCCAACUUUUCUUUUGCAGAAAGUGAACCUAGGGACGCAGGAACAGAUCAGCGGAGUUCAGGAAUCAUUCGUCUUCACACCAUUAAGCAGAUCAUUGACAGAGUAAGUAUGUCUCCUUUUAUCAUGCUAAGUAAAGUCUUGAGAUGUUUUCACAAAGAUAUAUUUCAAUCCUGUCUUUAUCUUAUGUAGGACAAACAUGCUGUGCUGGAUAUCACCCCAAAUGCUGUGGAUAGGCUGAACUACGCUCAAUGGUACCCUAUUGUAGUCUUCCUAAAUCCUGAUAAUAAACAAGGUGUGAAGAACAUGAGGACCAGACUGUGUCCAGAGUCUAGGAAGAGUGCCAGGAAGCUCUAUGAGAGAGCCAUCAAACUGAGGAAGAAUAAUCACCACCUGUUCACCAGUGAGUGAGCAGAGAGAGUUCAAACACAGUCAGCUGUAAAGAUGAAUGUCUCGAUUUCUUGUUUGAUUUUUGAGGAAUUGAUCGUAAAAAAUCGUUCUCUCCUAGCCACCAUCAACUUGAAUAAUAUGAACGACGGCUGGUACGGAGCUCUGAAAGAAACCAUCCAACAGCAGCAGAACCAGCUGGUGUGGGUGUCAGAGGGGAAGGUGAGCGACCUGUUCCUUUCUAUUUCACUGAGCAAUGUUUUCUGUCCCGUUAUUCCCAUCGAGCAAAACAUGUGAGAUGAUCACUUUCUGCUCUGCUCAGGCGGACGGCACUACAGAGGAUGAUUUGGAUAUCCACGACGACCGCCUGUCCUACCUGUCAGCACCAGGAAGUGAAUACUCCAUGUACAGCACGGACAGCCGCCACACCUCCGAUUAUGAGGACACGGACACAGAGGGCGGGGCGUACACAGACCAGGAACUAGACGAGACUCUGAACGAUGAGGUGGGUCUGCCCACAGAGCCAGCCAUCACUCGCUCCUCAGAGCCCGUUCGAGAAGACCCGCCUGUGAUUCAGGACACCCCCGGGUACCCUGGAUACCAGCACCCUGUGCAGUCCGACCCAGCCAGUCGCAUCGAUCCUGCCGCUUUCAAGAUGGCCGCCCCACAACAGGUAAAGUUCAUAUCCAGCUCUGCAGGCCGUGCCUGUCAUAUUGGAUGUCUGUGGGUAGAAGUCUAUGAGAGCAGAGCAGAGUAAUAGCUCUUCUGUGUUCGUUGUUGUGUCUUUGCUAUGACUAAAUGUCCUUUGCUAAGUGAUAAACUUGUUGUAGAAGCUAAUUCUUAUCUAGUCCUACAACAUUUUUUUCAAUUGAUUCUGUGGCCGGAGUAAAACUGAGUCAGAGUAAGGAAGGAGACCUUGGUGUUGGGGUGAGCUGUACUUGAUGAUCCCUUGGCAGGCUGUGUCAUAAAUGUCUCUUAACAAUACUUCACAGCAAGAUGAGGCUGCUCUGUCCUUGCCCUCCUUGCCGCCGCCGGUGGUAGCGCCCCCUGCUGUUGAGCAGCCCGUACAGCUAGAGGGUAUGCACCUAGAGGAGCCGCCUGCUGCAGCCGCAGCUCCUCAGGCUGACUCACUUAGCAGCCCCAGCCCUGCCCCUGAGCUUAUUCAGCCCCCACCACCACCACACGAACCCCACCCGUCUGGACCGCCUGGUCCAGAACCAAAGGUACCCGCUGUUUCACCAGCCACUCGGACCGGGCCUGGGCCCCAGCCUGCUGUUUUAACUGCCUGUCUUCUCGCACAUGCUUUCCACUCGCUCUCUGCAUGACAUGCCCACACUGUGUGACUCACUGAGCCCACUGUGUGCCUCUGGCUCCCAGAGAAAAUGUGAGACAGACUAGUCCACAUGCACCACAGUGGGCUGGGAGACCAGAAGGACUGGUACAUCUGAGUCUUUGAACAGGGUGAAGACAUCCACAACCAGCCCUAACUGUUGCCUCUUCUUCCUUUGCAUGGCUCCUAAUGUUUUUGGGUUCCUAUCAGCUUUAACUCUUGUGUAGAUAAACAAUAGUAGCACUGACAGUGGCAUCAUAGUGGUAGAUGUGUCGUCUGUUGUGGUGCCAGUAGUUUGACGUUGCAUUAGAUGCAAACUGAAUGUUGGUUGCAUGAUGAGAGCUAACCUGCAGACAGUAGUCUCUGUAAUGAUUGAGCAAAUCUCUCUCUGGGAAAGCAAACAUACUUACCAGCACACUGCAUUGUGUCUUCUGUUUAGCACUUCAGUCCUGAGUAGAUGCCAACAAAUCCACUCACCUUCAUAGGAGUAACUUCAACUAGAAUUGCUGUCUACAGGCUACACAUCAUAUGUUUGAAAUGAGGCCUUUCAGAAAUGUGCAAAUUGCUUAUUUUCUGACUAUUUAUGAAGUGUUAACAUGUAAAACUGUUUUUUUAAUGAUCAUUCUUGAAAGGCAUCUUGUCAAACAGGCAUUCAGAACUGUUUUUGAAUAAUGGACAAGGGUUUGCUUGUGUAAUUGCACUUUAAUUAGAUGUUUGUUUACAUGGUUAAAGGAUUAUUUUCCGAUAAUUUGGUUAAUGUCAUACAUGUUCUGUUCUCUCAGGUUUUAGUUUACAUCCCAGAAUUGGAUUUAAUCUGGAAGUUUCUUUUUAAUCUGGUGUUUGGAAAGCAUUGUCCUGACUGCUUUCUGUUCUGCAACAUGGUGGUGUUUAAAAAGGGGACAACAAAGGUGGGAAUACGACGGAUGUAUUCAUUUGUGGUUGUUUCUUUGCAGAUGUACAAGAAAGAUCUGUAUAAUAUGGAGGACCCUGUGCGAAUCAACCAUGGCCUGAAGCAGUCUAUGAGCUACACGCACCAGCCGCCGUACCAGGACAAACAGCCAUAUCGUGAAUAUGACCACCCGCCUUAUGGAUACGAUGGAGGCGGCUACACAGAACCAAAGCCUCACAACACUGACUCUCACCUGCACUACGACAACCGUGUGCCUCAUUAUAGCGAACAGUGGCCCCCCUAUGACCAGCAGACCUCGUCCUCCCAGCCCGCAGGGUACCAGCAGGGCCACCAGCAACCCAUGGGCUACAACCCGCGGUCCCCCUAUGAAGACGGACCAGGUAGGGACUACAGCCCUCCUCAGCCGCGCUACGACGAGGCCCCACCAGUAGGCUACGAUGGCAGACGCCACAGUAAACCCGGGCCCAUUCGUUAUGAUGAGCCUCCGCCCCCACCGCCACCAGCCGGCUACGACGCCCGCUCUCCUUAUGAGACAGAACCUCACAGCUUCCCCAUCAAUUCACCUCGAUCGCCAGAGCCCCCAAAGCAGUAUUACGGAGACUCAGGUCUCAGGCCCACCUACAUGCCCGGACCACCCAACAGGGGCUACAAGCCAGGGAUGCAUGAGCCUAUGAUGAACUCUGAACCCACGAUCCCCCCUCCUAAACCUGACAACCUGUCCUCGCCAGGCGAGCCAGCUACCACUCCAGGAUCCAAACCCUUCCCUCCUCCGCCGCGAGAAGAGCUGGACGAGGACCCGGCCAUGAAACCGCAGUCAGUGCUCAACAGAGUCAAGAUGUUUGAGAAUAAACGGUCUGUUUCUAUGGACAGAGCUAAAGAGGGAGAGUCGUCAGCACUCAGGGUGAGUCAAAGAGUUGAUUUAUUCAAGGUAAGACUGUGUAAAGGCAGGACUUCACACUAACUUCUUCACAAGAAGCACAAUAAGAACUUUAGGGGCACAAUGGAAAUUGAUCAAAUAAUGUGUGUCUUAUUGGUCGACAUAAGUACUAUUAUUUAAAUCAAUUUUAGGUCAAUUGGUCACAUGACAUGGAAGCUAUUAAAGGGAAUGUUCAAAAUUUGCCUUUAAAUUUAACACAAACAUUUUUAGAGGACAAAUUAGGGAAAUAAAAAGGUGUGUCUUAUUGUCUGACCUUAGUAUUAUUUGAAAUCAAUUUUAAAUCAGUUGAUCACAUGACAUGGAAGCUAUUGAUGGAAAACCAUUUUUUUUUUUUUAGAACAUCAACCGGUAAUUUAUUGAUGGUCCCUUAAUCAACACCCGAUGUUGACAGCCAGGGUGCCGAGUAGAUUUAACUGCGCUGCUGUUGUUAUACCCGCUUAUGGAGAGUUAGGAAAACACCGGUGGAUUGCAGUGAAUGUCCGUCAAAGCUCUAACUUAUAACCAACUUCACCGUGGUAUUGACAUGAAAAAAAAUUUUUUGCCGCAGCUUUAUUUUUUUUGCGCACAUGUGCCCCUAAAUACAUUUUACAAUUCGCACACAUCUAUUUUUAGUCACAAAUGCGAGUGAAACGGUCGCACUGUCAAGCCCUGAAAAGGGUGAAGAAAGUAUCUUUAACUUUAAAUCAAGUUUUUAUACUUGUUAUAAACAAAGUCAUGUCCUCUGAAACUAAUAAAAUCCAAACUGUUUCUCUGAGUGCGUUUAGUGAAGUAGUUCUUUCCAGUGAAAAUAUUAAAACCGUUAAAAGGUUAUAAAAAAACGUCCAAAAAGUCGAUUUCUGUUCCUCUAAUUUGCAAAAAAAACAUCCGUCAGAAAACUGCAGCUACAGCUACGAGCAGGAUUUUUCCAAAGCUGUUGUUUGUCCUGCGGGUUGUCUUGCACAGUACGAGAUGUCUGUGUGCAGUCCAUUCAUGUGAACCCAAAUCUGGAUCACAAGCAAGAAGCACUGAACACAUGCUCUCUCUCUCAUUGCUGUCCAGCCUGCAGAUGUUCCUAAACCUGUGAGUGCACCUGGUCCAGUGCUCAAAGCCAAUUCCCUCAGCAACCUGGAGCAGGAGAAGUCCUCCUAUAGGUACGUGGUCUACGUCACAGCACAGCAGCAACACAAGCUGCAGACAUCAUGGGUGAAGGACAACACAGAAAUCCUUGCAAAGCCAUCUUGAGGGAGUUUUAUUGUGGUUGGAGCUCCCCCUAGUGGACAGAAGUCAGCUCUCUGCAGGCCUGGCUCUUGUGUGGUGAACAGAAGAUGUGCAGAAAUUCAAAUGCUGACAAGAUCGAUAGAAAUCUUACAGCAGCAAAGUUUUAUUCCCACCUCAACUGAGAAAUUCAAUUUAUUUCUUCACAUAAUAAGUCAUUUUUCUUUUAUUUCCUGGUCUCUAAACGAGAGAACAGUUUCUACAACUAAGAUGGAAAUAUUUUAUAAACAUGAUAUGGUCAAACAUCCAGCUGGCCUCGGGUCAGUCCUUGCAGCUGUUUCACACAGUUCCUUUUGCUCCCCCUUCAGGGCUCCUGAGCCACAGAAGCCUCAUCCUAAACCUCUGGAUGAUAUGAUGCGGCCCAACCACUAUGACCCCGAUGAGGAUGAGGAGUACUACAGGAAACAGCUGUCCUACUUUGAUCGCCGCAGCUUUGACAGUAAGGCUAUGGGCCAACCCGUGCCUGGCAUCAACCGCUUCCAUGAUCUGCCCAAACCAGCUCAGCUCUCUUACCCUUACAACAGGUACAACAACAACAUCACCUCGUGCCAGCAGUGUUGGCUGGAGAUCAGCAUUCCUCCUCAGGCACACCCCAGCUAAAGUGUCCUAAUUGUUUUGAUUGUCGGCUUUGUUUGUGUCCGCCUGCUGCAGGGUUGAGUCUGUAGAGAAGGUGAGUCCGGUGGAGAAGAGAUAUGAACCUCUGCCCCAAAUCAGCCCAUCCUCACAGUAUGGGCCCCCUGUGUCCGCCAUCCCACCCAGCACACUGCCCAAACUCAGCCCUGGUGAUGGUGAGCAAACAGUCCAGCUUCUUUACUCACAGACUCCAUCAUGAUUUUAGAGAAGAUAGUGGAGAUUAAGUGAUGUGUUAUUCUUUUAUUUUUUCAGUUUAAUAUCAAGUGACAGACAAACUAAAAAGCCUAUGACAUUUGAAUGUAGCCAUCUGGUUUUUAAGCAUGUCGAUUCUCCAAAAGAUUUAGAUAAAUGAAGACUUAACUGUUAACUUUUAUUCAUCAAAUACUCACUUAGAAAAAAAAAACAUUUGUUUCACAGAGUUUUACCUUUUUGUUUUACUUGUGUUCUUCAUCUCUGUAAAUAAGGGUAACAAUCAUUUUAAAGGCUUAAAGGUAUAUUCCAGCAUAAAAUUAAUUUAGGGUCGAACACAUUGUAACACACAGUUAGACACCCCGUUGAUAGAUGAAUGUUGCCGACCGCUUGCUUCUCUAGUUAUACCAACUUUAGCUACGACCGCACAAUAGCAAUACACAGCAGUCUGAGGAGCCAUAAACAAACCUCAACCAAAACGCCACUCUAUAGUCACAAAUAAUGCUCAGAACAGCACCUAACUUCAUCAACAGUACAUAUAGGGUCCCAGCCACAGCACUAGCCACCAAACAUCUUUUUAACUUUGCCUAAUUUCUUCAGCAAAGAGACUAAACACAACUCACCUCCUCUCUUCCAGCAGCUGUUUGUUUGUACAGAGACCUCAGGCCAGUCCAUUACAGACUGCAGUGGGGUGACACAGCUCAAGGAAGAACAUUUAUGAUCGUUUCUUCAUAUAAAUGCAAUCAGACAGAGACGCUAAGGCAGAAGAACUACCGCGUCUGCAGUGAAAAAUGAUUAAUGUGGUGAUUUUUACUUCAAGGAAAUGAUUAAGAAAUUAUCAUAAAUGUUCUUCCUUGAGCUGCGUCACCCCACUGUAGUCCGUAAUGGACUGGCCUGAGGUCUCACUACGAAUAAGCAGCUGCUGGAAGAGAGUAGGUGAGUUGUCUUUAGUCUCUUUGCUAAAGAAAUGAGUCAAAGUUAAAAAGAUGUUUGGUGGCUAGUGCUAUGUCUGGGACCCUAUAUGUACUGUUGAUGAAGUUAGGUGCUGUUCGGAGCAUUAUUUGUGGCUAUAGAGUGGCUUUUUGUUUGAGAUUUGUUUAUGGCUCCUCAGACUGCUGUGUAUUGCUAUUGUGCGGUCAUUACUUAAGUUGGUAUAACUAGAUAAGCAAGCGGUCGACAACAUUCAUCUCUCGACGGAGUGUCUAACUCUGUGUUUCUGUGUGUUUGACCCUAACUUAAUUUUACACCGGAAUAUCCCUUUAACAUAAAUAAAAGUUGGCGAUGAUGAUCAGUCAGAGAAGAUAAAAAAAGAAAAUUAAAGGUGCAGUCUCAAGUUUAGAAACAUUUUCAAUAAAACCGUGUCUUUGUGUAUCUUUAAACUGAGCAGUGAGGGUCGAAUAUAUUUAUGAAGACCGUCAGUGAUUCUGUGAUACUUGAUCUACUUCCAGUGAACUCCAUACCAGAGCCGCUGACCUCGCCUACUCCUAAACCCGAACUGGCAGCUCUCAGGCCGCCCAGCAGGGAUGAACCCACACCAGGAGGCUACCUGCCCCCAAGGGGGCCCCUCGAUAAACCUCCAGUCAACGGCACAGAUACAGCACUCCCAAAGACGCUCGGGGCUCCCGCUACAACCAGCUACAACCGCUACGUCCCCAAGCCGUACACCAGCUCAGCCCGGCCUUUUGAGCGCAAGUUUGAGAGCCCCAAGUUCAACCACAACCUGCUGCCCAACGACACACAGGUGAAGACCGACCUCCUCGGGAAGCCCGCCGUGAUGAGCAAUAGCGGAGGGAAACCACAGCUGUCUCCUCAGCCUCUGGAUCACGACAGCGGCCUGGACACCUUCACACGAACCAUGGACAACAGGCCCAAAUACCAGCACAAUAACAUCGCCAUCCCCAAGGCCAUCCCUGUGAGGUAAGAAACGCUAAACGCCAAGUGAAUCCUGAACCCCUUUACUUUGCUUCGCUCUCUGCUGACUUUAAACUGAUGAUCCUGACUUCUCAUCUGUCCCUCAGCCCCAGCACGCUGGACGAUGAGGAUGAGGACGAAGGACACACUGUGGUGGCCACCGCCCGAGGAGUCUUUAACUGUAACGGAGGCGUCCUGAGCUCCAUCGAGACAGGCGUCAGCAUCAUCAUCCCCCAGGGCGCCAUCCCCGAGAGCGUGGAGCAGGAGAUUUACUUCAAGGUGUGCCGGGACAACAGCAUCCUGCCCCCCCUCGACAAGGAGAAAGGUCUGUCUCCAAGUUUCCCCGAGUUUAAAAAUGAGUACAAACAGCAGAGUACUUUUUAACAACAUGGAUAACGUUUGUAAGAGCUGAUAAGAGACUUGACUUCAGCUGCAUCAGGAUGUUUCAGUUCCUAGUUUAUAAAAUAUUGUAGCUUUGAUUCCAAGUUAGAGUUAGGGUCACAUUUUCUGAUCUGGACAACACUGAUUUAAAAACCCACUCAUGUGUGAAGAAGUUUCAGAUGAAAAAGCUGUCAAACUUUAAAAAUCCUUGUUUUUAACACCCACGUCAGCUGUUAUGUUGAGAGGAAAUUCUUCCGCCAACAUCAACACUAAUCUCCAGGCAGGUGAAAUAAUUUAAUUAACCUGACGAGUUGGUUAGCAGGUAAUUCCUUCCUCCUUCACUGUGAAAGUCUGGCAGUCAGUCCUCUACAUUCUGCCAUUUAAUUGGCUAAUAAAUAACCUCUGUGUGCUGGUUAAUCCCUGGAUGUUCUCAUUUGUGGAAUUAAAACCUCGUUCUGCGUCCGUGCAGGAGAAACGCUGCUAAGUCCACUGGUGAUGUGUGGCCCUCACGGACUCAAGUUCCUGAAGCCGGUGGAGCUGCGCUUACCUCACUGUGCGUCUAUGACCCCUGAUGGUUGGUCUUUUGCUCUAAAAUCCUCCGACUCCUCGUCGGGUAUGCUGUCCUCUCUCUGUCCUUUGGGGUCUGUGGGCUUUGGUAGUUAUGAGGAGAGGCUUUUUUUUUUGAAGUGUGUCAGAGUUAUUUCCUUCAGCUCGUCUAAUUUCUGUUUUCCCUUUCGUUUCCUCCUCUGCAUGAGCUGCCUGACUGUUUCCCUCUCUUCAUGCCUAAUCUGAGCUGCACAGAUUUAUUCUAAUCUUUGGCUGCAACACAGGGGAAAAAAAACUAAUCUGUUGGAGCUGAAACUUUCAGAAAAUCUGCUAAAUGAUUCAUGUCAGAUCAAUAAUUAACUUUUUAUCAUUAUUUGUCCUUUUUUAAAAAACAAGAGUGGAUACAUUUCCUCAUUUCUGCUCCUCAAUCUUUCUUAGUUCUGUUUUUAAUUUGCUUGCAUACAGAAUAUUUUUCAGUGUUAAGGUCUUUACACACCGGGGCCGACACGAAUAUAGACGCAAAAUCACAAAAUAUUUGGAGGGGAAUUUUGACGCACCUGACUAUACACAUCAAGCCCGAUGCGAUUUUGCGACUUUCCGGGGGGAGAAAGAUUCAUCCCGGGGAAGACUUUUCGGGGGGAAAGUCCCGCCUCCUUCGCCUCUGAUUGGCUAGAAAAGCUGGAAACGGCAUCAUACACUCAAGCCAAACUGUCAGCCAAUCAGAGGCGAAGGAGGGCGGGACCUUCCCUUAAUAACCUACAGCGUCCCGGACAAAAAUAGAGUCUACUUUAACUUCAUGUGAUGACGAAUUGGUACUCCUGCUUUCUCAAAAGAGAAAGAAACGUAUAUCGCAGAAGAGGAAAACGUCGCUGAUGUGAACGCUUGUAAUGACAGGAUGCGGGUUCGAAAAAAAAAUUUGAUGUCUGAAAUAUCGCACGACAAAAACAGUCACGGUGUGUAAGGACCUUUAAGCAUUAAAAAAAAGAUGUUGAAAGCUUUUUUUUAGCUUUUGGAAACUCAAAAAGUAAUUUUUCACAUCUCUCCGAUUUUAUUUGUUAGACAGAACAAACACCAGAGAAAAUAUUCAGGAUAAACUGCUCUUUAAAAAAAAAAUAUAUAUGUUAUAUUAUUGAACUGAAAAGACUAAGCCUUUGCCUCGUUCAUCUUAAAAUCAAAGAACCAUCUGCUUUGAAUGAGUUUCAGAAUUGCAUGGUGCACAACAGAACCUGUCUCCCUCCUUUUUCAUCCGUUUUUACUAACUUGUCGAAUGUUUUUGUCCGUUCAAAGUUUGUUUUCGCGUUCUCAAAGAGAAGUUUGUUCCAGCAGCUCACACCACACCUCUAUUUUUUUGCAGGUGAUCCCAAAACCUGGCAGAACAAAUCUCUCCCUGGAGACCCAAACUACCUGGUGGGUGCAAACUGUGUGUCAGUGCUCAUUGACCACUUCUGA
Xyrichtys novacula (pearly razorfish) is the source of this 76863-nucleotide messenger RNA. The record is from the annotation of a GenBank genome assembly. Lineage: Eukaryota; Metazoa; Chordata; Actinopteri; Labriformes; Labridae.